CUUUGAUUUACGCUGCCAGAUAUACACAGAUACGGGCAGCUUCGGUUCGAAUUAACAAAUGACCGUGUGUUAUAUUGUAGGAAACUCCUGUACUGGUACCGUUAUGCUCACAAAUGGUUAACCUGGGGGUCGGGACUCUCGAGACUAUUUUCCCUCUGUAUGACAUCACUGCUGGACAAAGCGACAAGGAGUGGUUUGUUUCUGUGAGGAGAGAGGAGCGUCCCAAAUCAAUGGAACACAACCACACUCUGAAAAAACCAUCCUUCAGCUUUAUCCGACCUUAUCAAAGUUAGUUGGAGCUUCGGUUUUCGCAGCUUUGCCAGCGCUUUGUUGUUGUGAGAGGACCGAACUACUCCUGAAAAUCUCAUCGCCAGAGCUGGUCAGAGAAAAGACUCACCGCAGUUGGAUGGUUGGUGCUUUUUAAAGUUUCGUCCUCCUAACAUGGUAAGCCCAGAGAAACUCUUGUUUGAAACUUACGGAAAGCUUCUCAUAUGUAGGCUAAUUAGGAAGAUAACUUUUCUUUUCAAAGACGAGCAACAGCUGGCGGGGAGCAGAGGAACCCCGUCAACCCACAAGGGCAGGGGAACUGGUUCACAUAGUUGGCUGUCCUUUCUGGCAACUGUGGUCAUUUUUUUUUUAAAGUUUUAAAGCAACACGGAGGCCUGCUUUAGCUUUACAGUAUACUGUUUCUUAUACUACGCUAGUGCUAUUUAUGAAUGAAACAGACUGCGCCCCCAGUUGACGAACAGUGAACACUGCAGCAGUGCAUUUAAUUAAGUAACGGCAACUUCCAUAACUCACACUGUAGGAGUGAUGCCUUCACGUUUACCGGAACAUUUCGUAAAUUAUCCUGAGUGUUUCAAAUGUGUCAGUCUUUUUAUGGCUUAUAAAGCGUGUUCACAACUAUGUAGGUCUAUAUACACAUCAGUAAAAUAGCUAUGAAUUUUUCUUAAAAAAAAGAGCUGUAUCAUAAUGUGGAAAGUUGUCCCCCUUCUCUUUACUUUACUUGGAGGUGGAGGGGUCAUUGUACCUUUUAUUCUGCCAAGUUAUUUAAAUUUUUACCAGGUAGAGAAAGUUGCAAGAGGUCACAGGCAAAUAAGCCUAUGCCAGAGCUAUAUACACUUCAAUAAGGAUGUUUCUCAGCCAUAUGGUUUCCUUAUCACAUGCAGGCGCAGCUGUGCUCUGCCUGGCAGGUACAGCUUCCUGUGGGAUGCAGGAGGGUACAGUAUUUUCCAAUCUGACAAUAUGUGUAGGAAAUGAUUAGUGACAGCAGAGGGAUAAUGAUGUCUAACACGUCCUAUCUGGGAUGUUGCUGCAGUUUGUGACCAUAGGUAGUUUCAAGUAUCAUUCAUCGCCUUCAUUAUUGCACAUACUGUAUGUGCUUAUAUGUCACACUGCUGUAAGAUAAAGGUUACAAUAAAUUGGCUUCUGUUUACAGGAGCCGGAGAUUGCAGUGAACACCUCACUGUGUAUAGAUCAUUCGCACUUUUCUGAUCAUUUAUAUCGCAUAGUCCCUGCCUCACAUACUCAGUAUUAUUGUACACAUAUAGUUGGAUUCUUAUUCACGUGUAUGUACAGUGCCGGAGCUGAAGAAGUUAUGAAGGGCAUUGAUAAAGUUGGCAUAUUUCUCUAAGUUUGAUGAACUUCUGUCUACUCUGACAAAGUACUUAAUGAUUUUACUUAACUUCUCUGGGCAGCAUUGAUCUGCAUGAGGUGAAUUCAGUAGUCCCUUUGGCUUGCAGAAAUUCUUGUCAAGGGAUUAAUAGGUCCCAGUGGCUUGAGGGGUGGCUAAACGGUACCAAUCAUAUGCCAAUAACACAUCGACCAUCAAAGGUCAGGCACAGCCACUAUAGAUUUUCAGAGUGGCCUUAUCACCCAGGAGAGAAGUGUUCUCAUAGAUGGUCUUCUUGACAGCUGUGUGAGAAACCCUGUCAUGAAUCUCUUGGGUGAAAACUGCAAUUAUUGCUAUUAAAAAAGAGAGAAAAAUUACGAUUUUUGCUUGACAAAUUUAGAAUCUCGUCUUCCUCUUGAACUCAGUUAGAAACAAACCAAACCUUGUUGAAGAAACAAAUACUGGUGAUCGCAGCUAAACCCAAUCCCUGAAAGACAUCCUUCAUAUUUAGACUGUCAUAGUCAGCAAUUGUUUCUUAUCUCUAUAGUGUGCCUCAUUUUAUGGAGCAUCCUUGUUAUUUAACUUUAAGAACAGUUUUGAAAUGUGACUGAAGCUGUUGAGGGCUUAUACAUAAGUGACACAAUGAUGGAUUACACAGCUCCAUUUAAAUCCAAGCCUCUAAAGUUAAACUGUCUUGUACGAUUCCUAAGUAUAGACUCAGUGUCAUGGCUUUUUUGCUUACACUGAAUUGUUAAAGCUGACUUGUAAAAUUAGAGGAAGAAAACAAUAUUUCCAUGCUGGCAUUUACUCAGCUGCUUGAGUCAUUCAGUAAAAAAAAAAAAAAAAACCUUUGAUGAGUUCCUGGUGUCGGCACACCACAGGCACACUCAGACUGCGGUUUUGGUGUGUUGGCAUAUUCUAGCUCUCUUACUUACAGAAAUCUUGCUUUUGGAUGUCAGUGAUAUUAGUCCGGUCUGAAUGUUGAAUGUUAAAUCAAUGUUUUGACUCUGUGUGCAGUGAAUAGUUAAUAAUCUCUGGCUUUCACAGGUAAAUAUACGGAUAGAGUUGUUUGAAUGCUUUGAUUUGGUCACUGGGAAGAUAAUUCUGAAAGUCUAGAGUGGACAGUAUGUGGUAACUCUGGGGAAACUUUGUGAUGAGGUUACACUCCUGCUGAAGUCAUAAGUAAGGCUCCAUGGAAAAGAUUUGGUUUAGCCAUUAGGCGGAGCUACGAAUGACAGUGAUGUUUUCACUCAAACUCGUGCAUCACUGUUAUGUAUUAGCUUCUUACCCAAACUUAAAUAUGUUUCACAUGUCCUAAAAAAACAAGAGCAAAACCAGAAUUUUGUUGGUAGACUUUUAGUUGUAGAUCUGGCAGACAUUUAACCGUUCAUGUAAACAUGUGGUUUCACUUCAGCCAACCGGUGGGAAGAUUUAGCACCCAGCCACACGUUGAAAUUAAGUCUAUCAUGGGCUGUAGCUACUGUGAAUGCUGGUCAAGUGGAAGACUGAUACAAUUAAAUGCCUUUACCCCCUGAUUUAAGUACAGUAGUGACAAAGGUGAAUUACAAAAGACACACACAUUGUAUUAAAGGGAAGCUGUGCGUUUACGAUGUGCUCAUGAUAUCUAAAUCCAGAAAACAAACAGACAAAACAAGCCUUAGAUAUACAACACAUAUACACAAUUGCAGACAUCAGGAAAAUAAAAGUGCUGAAGUGUCUGUUAUACCGGUAAACCCCUUCAAGUCUGUUGUUCAGAUUUCAGUGGAUUUUAAUUUGUGCAUGUUGUGGAGUGUGUUACAAACUGAAAAUAUUAGGGAUUAGGGCUGGGCGAUACACUGAAAAAUUUACUGAUGCCAACAUUUACGACAAUAGCCAACAUCAUUUUGCUCAUGUCGGUAUAUUCUGUGUCAAAAAAAUAAAAAAAUCAAAGUUGGUUAGGAUGUGUGUAGGUAGGCUAUGGUCUCAUGUCCCUUUUAAGAUACAUGACUCAACUCCAUCCAGUCCGUAACAAAGAGGGAAAGACAGGUGAGGAGAUGGAGGACGGUUCAAAAGUUGAAGCAGCUGGAGAAGCAGCUGAAGUGGACAAAGUUAAUGUGCAAGAAAAGUGUGUUGAUUUCAUUGUCAGCCAAAACAAGUCUGAAAGUAUUGGCCUCUGGUUUUGUCUGCAGAAAUCCAAUAUCCUCCAUCCCUUAAAACAAUAUACUGUUUGUCUCAAUAGUAAAUGUGGCUUGACUGUCCUAUCUUUCCUCAGCUGAGACUAACCAGCACAAGGAUUAACAGUUGAUUUGUUGCUGACAUAUUUUCCUGGCUUAUUGUUUAUACCAUUUUAGCUUUUAGGGUUUUGUGAACACUCAUUGAUUUUACUUCACACUUCUCAAUGAGGACACCCUUAAGAAAGUUACUUAUUGCAUCAAAGCAUUCCUAUCAACACCAAAUGUGUGUCUGUGUGAUUGGUGACCCUUUAGAGGAUAAAGGAGCAGGACUUAGAGGACUUAUUUAUUAUUAUUAUAACCUUUAUUUAACCAGGUUAGUCCCAUUGACUUUUGGCAGAAAGUGUAACUUUUAGCCAACUAUGCAGACUCUGUUUGAAGUUGAAUAUCUUUGGAAAGGCAUCAUACAUCACCUCCAAAUUUGAGAAAUUGCUCCAAAAACUGGUCCUUUUUCACUACUUUCUUUGAGUUCACAUACUUUUUUUAAGACAUCAGACUUAUUUGCUACAAAAGUAAUGUUUUAUUGCAGCCUUAUCUAUUUUCCUCCUAAAAUUACUUGCCAACAGAAUAUUUUCAACAUUCAAUUCAAAACUGAAUAAUCUGUCAUGACCAUGUUCAUCCGACUUUCAAGGCAGAAACGUGUGUGCAUCCAUAGUGUGGAAAGGAAAGAGGAGUAGGAAUAUGAGAGGACAGGAGGGUGUGAGUAGAAGGAGCAGCGAGGAGGCAGAUCCCUGUGACUCUUCAUCUCUGUGCUAAAUAAUAGUGUCAUUUAAAAACAGUGAGAAACCAAGUUAGUCUCAGAUUUAACCCAGUUAAAGACUGCUGGUAGAUUUUUUGCUCAAGGGUGUGUCUUAAAACUCCAUGUUGUUGCACAUUCAAUUGUCUUGAGUCAUUUUGCACCAGACACAACAGCAGACAGAUACUUGCACAAAAGUAAAAGGAAAGCCAGCAUGACACUCCACAGUAUUGUCAGACAAAACAGCUCCACAAAGUAACACUUAUAAACCCACUGUUGAUGACGAAUGUUUCAAAUGCAGAGCCAGUCUGUUCCUGUCUCUUGCUUUUUCCUUCCUUUAUAAAUUUUUAUCCACGGUUUUUGCACGUAACGGACACUGCUUAGUCAUGUAAGCUCUGCUUCACAUUCACUUACCUUGAAAUGUUCCUAAGCACCAUGAGUCAAUGUCAGACAUGUACGCUAAUCCACAGAAUAUGUAUGUCCCCUUCAGUUAGAUUCAGGAUUUUUUUUAUUUGCAGGUUUAUUUCUGCAGAAUAAUAUCCAAAGUGUACCACUGUGUCAGGUAAUGGUUUCUUUUAGCUCUUUGAGAAGCUUUUGGCUCACCUGAUACAGGACAGUACACUUUCAUCAGCUAAAAACUUGAGGAGUUUUAGUUUUAUAAUGUCUUUAAAAGCACAGUGUGGCAUACAUUGAGAUUACCAUCACAGGUGUUGUAUUUUUCCAAUGUGGCAUGCAGCAGGCAAACCAGACCCCUCAUGUAACAGUAAAUUACUUCAAGGUAACUCUUGAACAAAGGCAUCAGAAGAGUGAGAAAAAGCUCACCCCCAGCUUGAUGUAAAAUACGAAUACAAAUAGUUUCUCUCUCAACAAAUACAGAUGGAGAAAGUGACCUCUAUCUGAGAUAUACACCUCAUAAAUUUUUCAUGCUGAGUCGAGUGCGAGUAGACGGGGAGGGGAUAGUUUUGUCCGUCUUUACUCACUCUUAAAGUAGUGUUUUCCCUCUGGAUAGCAGAGAGAAUGACUUGGCUGUUUCCUGUCAACUUUGGAAGUCCCCAUUUGUCAUCACAGCUGCACUCUGUCCGAAAGAGAAAAGCCUUCAGCAGGCCAGACACAAAGACCUAAAUAGUCCCCGUCACAUGCCCUUUCAGAUGAGUUUAUGUAUCACAUAAAAUAAUUGUGGACUUCUGAAUAGCCUUUACUUAUCAAAGUAUGUUGGGUUGUUUUGUUGUCACAUGAGGGAUUUUGUUUUACCUCUGCUGCUCUAUAGCUGCUUUUUCUUAUCGUGCUGAGAACCACACGGAUUAUCAGUGCUGAAUGUUUAGAUAGGCUUGCUUUUUCCACAUGUAUCUUCCUGUUUUUAUGUAGUUGUAUAAUCAACCACAAGAUUGCUUUAUGAUGUAUUGUCUGAUAUCUGUUGCUGUGCCCUAUAUACCUAAUGUGUUGGUUUCAGUUAGACCUGACCUUGCCCUCUUUCCUGUUAUACCAACUAUUAACCACACAGAUUAUCAAUUCCACAUGUCUUGAUAGACUUUUUUUUCACUACAUGUAUCUUCCUGUUUUUAUAAGGUGUUAGUUUUGGUUAUACCCGACCUUGCCUUCUUUCCUGUUACGUGCACACACUCACUGAGCCUGCCUCGGUGAGAUGUGGUAACUCAGACUUUGAACACACUUUCUGUUGCUGUUUCUCCAUUUUAUAAUAAAACAUACAAAGACAGCUGAUUGACUUGAGAUCCUUUUUUAAUUCUUACUAUAAAACAAGAAAUCUCCAAAACACACCCACCUCAGAGUAGAGACAGGCUAAAACAAAGAUGCAAAAGACGCCCUCUUUUUCUUUUACCCUCUUUUAUCGUUCGUGUUUGUGUUCCUUCCUUCACCUCCUCCUCACUUGUCUGUUUUCUCCUGCCUGCAGCGCUGUGUCUGAAGAAGUUGACCUGCAGUUUGAAUCCAGCCUGGAAGACCAUGCUGUCCCUCCUGCUGUCUGCCAUGCUGGCUGUCCAAGCUAUGGGUGGGUUUUCGUGCUUUGCUGUGCCCUGCCAUUAGAUCGGAGUCAUCGCUGUGGGAAAUACCACAUUCUGCUUAACAACACACCCUGCAGGGCCUAUUAGUCUUCCCCCUUCAAAGGCUUCAGUGGGCAAAACAACAGUUCAAAUGAGGCAACUCCCCAAAAUAAUGUGCCAGUAGUUGGAAAGUUAUAAACCCUCCCUCUUUAAACUCUCAUCUAUCUAUAAGACAGAGAACAUGUUCUUAUUUAUACAGACACUCUGCCUCAGGGAGCAAAAAGACAUUUUUCACCAUAAUUCCUUUAAGAUGAGUUUUUACGGGGUUACAGCUCUAUGAUAUGGGAGGGUGUCUUUUUAUAUUUUGCUCUUAAUUCUGCUUGUAAAACAGAAUAGCUUCCGCCUCUCUCAGACAGGUGGAGGAGUAGAGCCGGGGGCUAGGGUGAGGCCUCAGAUAAAAAGUGCCAGAGGUGCAGUUUUUUGUUUUUUUUCCUGCUGUGACUCAGGGAGUGUGGUGUAGAAGUCAUCCUCUUAUAUUUAUAUCUUCGGGAAGACAAGUUGUGGUUGAUGUUGCAACUGAGGAUUCAUAAGUCACGCACUCAAAAGUUUCACUUCAGUAGAAAUGGUGCUCCAAGAAAAACAUAUGUCAUCAUAAAAAAGAGACAAAUAGCCUGCGCUGGAUUGAUAACACGGAAAACUGUGAAUUAAAAAGGGGGAAUUGAGCAGACAGAAAGGGGUCAACACGGCUUACACUUCAAAACACAGCCUUUUCUUCGGUUGGUUUGUUGCUUUCAUGUACUUUGAAUUAAAAUAUCUCAGUGGAUUGUCUUCUUUAAUAAUAAUGUAUAGCCUGGAGAAGAAGGAGGACAGCAGCUCUGAACCCUUAAAAAGGUUUAGUCCAUGUGCCGUUAAAUUGGCAGAGUUCACAAAGAACUUUUAUUGUCCAAAACACCAUCAUUUAAAAAGAGCUAUUUUUUGCCUUUUGCUCACUGGUUGAGCUGACACAACCUCCUAUCGGCCAUCAGUGGCACAUUUCAAUCUUGACUCAGUGGACCUAAGUGUCUUCUGUGGUUCAUUAGGGACCUAUUCUCUCCCAGCACAAAUGGGCCCGCAGCCGUCUCAUUACUGGCUGCGUGGCAUCCACAGCCUGCCUCGCUUCUCUCACCAGGAGGGAAGAGGAGGAGGAGGAGGAGGAGGAGGAGGUGUCGGGGACUGAUGGAGCCCUUUAACUCACGGGUAAUGGGCUAUUGUAGCUCACACAAUGAUUCAGUUUCUCCCUGCUAACUGGAUCUCUAAGUGAAUUAGCUGGAGCCUAGUUUGAUGCUAUUGUCUGCACAUGUAACAUGAAACAAAACACAGUGUGCCUUGUGGAUUUAAUUUAGUGUAAUGCAAGAAACUCCCACUGUGCUGCCAGCUUCAAAGACGGUUUCAGGUGCUUUUCACAGUCACACAGAUGAAAGUUUACCGUUUCUUCUCUUUUAAUUCAUACAUAAACUUCAAUGAGAUGUAGUUAAAAAGAUGUCAGGCUUAUAGAUGGACUCUUUUGUUCACCACCAAGUAAAGGAGGUGGUAAUUAUAACGGUGGUAAUUAUUGAAAUUAAAGGUUAGUAGCACUUGAGAUUUAUUGCGAUUUGUGGUUUCCGUUGGCUACAUUUGCAUUAUCCCCACAGACUAACAAACAACUAGAUGUAAAGUUGCUCAGAUUCAAAAUAAGUAUUUAUAUCACUCUUAGAUACUCCCUAAAAUCAUGUAUCAUUACCACUUAGCAACCCCCUAAAAAUGCGUUCACUCCCUGUAAACAUUGUGUGAUAAUAAGUAACAUAAACAGUGCGGUGUUAGGCAGAGCUAGCCAGAUUUGACUUUUUUAAAUUGCACCAGGAUUGGAAAGACAUCAGUCAAUAUCCAAGUCUGUUUGUCAGAAUUGAUCUUAGGAAGCAAACAGGUCGCAUUAAAACAUCUGUAAUCUCUGUUUACAGAUUCCAGCUCCAAAUGAGUGCAGAGCACAAUGGGCUGUCGUGAAAUCCCAUCCCUAAUUGGGCCUAGUCCGAUGAUGAAUUAUUUAUUGCUAUUGAAGCAAAUAUGCAUGUGUAAGAGCAGCUAACAAUGUGGUCUUGAUUAAAAAUUUAAAUCUUUUUUUCUUGGUUCAUUUUUGUGCUUUUUCUGCCUUUAUUAAGUGAGGACAAGACAGUGGAUAAAGCAGGAAGUGGGAGUGACGUAUAGGAAAGGUGCAGGUGGAUUCGAACCUGGGCUAACUAUAGCCUCUGUUCAUGGAGAGCAUGACUUAACAACCAGGCCAAAUCAGGCCCAGGGUGCAACAAAUCUGUGUGGUGAAAGCCAAUCAACAAUAAGAUUUCUCCACAUCAUACAGGGAUGACCUUAAUUCAACAAACUAGCUAUCAUGAGAACUUUGAACUGCAAGAACACUUUGUUUUGAUUUUGGGGUUGAUAAAGUCAACAGAGGAGCCUCUGUCUGACUUACUACACAUGGAGAGAAUCGAAACUUGUGGCUUUGUGGUAUGAAAAAAAACAAGAAAUCAGAGCAUUUAUGUGGCAUUUCUGUGCAGGCAAAUUUGUCUUAGCCAUUAAACUGAACAGGAUCAGAUCUCAAGUUGCUGAAUGGACUAUAUACAAUCAGCGUAUGGAAAAGGAAGUCUUGGAUGGUAGUAGUUUGUGGCUGGCAGAAUUAUGAAUGGGAUUACAGCCAGCGGGUUUCAUGGCUGUAAGUUUUGUAUUUUUCUGAGCAGCUCUGUGUUAUUGCAUGUCUGCGUUUAGAGGCUCCAGGAUCUCUGUGGUCCCUCGCUGGGAUAACUGGCAGUCGUCUUUCUUGUAUUCAGCCAUGUCACUCCAAUAACUCCACCAAGUGCCUGUCUCAGCAGACAAAAUUACUCUUUGAAUGCUUUGCCAACACUCUCCCUAUCACAGGAAUAGUAUUUUUGGAGGAAACCAUACAAGGACAGAACAUGACAACAUUGUCAUCCCAAGUAGCAACAUUGUCUCUGUAGUUCCCAGCUGAAUCUUGACUCAGGCGUCAGAUGAUGGAUUGUUUGUGGUGAAAACCUCUCCCCGAUGUUACUCAUACAGCGCUGCACAGCUGUUGUGUUGCUGCAGCCGUGAAGAGGCUUGCCCGGUGUUGUAUUGUUCCCAUUAAAUGCACCAUUUAAGAAGCAUAAGUGAAGAAAGUUUGCUACAUCAACAGCGUCUUGCUUUGACCCAUGACUCUGCUGGUUGCUUUUAGUAUCUCAGGUAUAGUUUUAUGGCUCUCAUUAUAGCUCAGAGUUGUUAAAAAUGUCAGCAAAACGUAUUACAUGUCAUUGUAUACCUACAGUAAUGACUGAGCCUUAACUGUAGCUGAGUACAGUAACAUCUUUGGCUCGCUGCAGCGCUGCACACAGCAGUGUCAGCCAGUGGCAGAGCUAACAGGAGACUGUCUAGCUAAUUGCUUGUUGUUGUCAUCCUCUCUGUUCAGUUAGCAAAGCCACUAGGCUGCCAGAGCUCUGUCGUGUGCGGCUCUUAGCUCCCAAACAAUGAAAAGAGAAUUGUAUUCAUACAAACACAAAAAUGGAAAUCUGACCUGGUUUCCCUCUCAGUGAUGGGAGCUGUAAGGUAAUUCAAAUUAAUUACCAUAAUUGGAUAGAUUGCAUCUGUGGUAGUCAUCAGCAGGCACGCAUUAUGGCAAGGCUGCGGAGCGUGAAAACAGCCGGCUCAUGUCUGCGUCUCUCUGGUGUACUUUUUAAAGGUCUGCUAACUAUGAAUGCCCUCUUCCUGUCCUCCUUUUCUCUUCACAGCAAUUGAUUCUGCAGAGAGGGGACACUUUAGCCUGUGCUGAAAUUCAAUUUAGGGUUAUUACCCCAUAUCAGUGAUGUUCUUGCUAAUUUGAUUGCGUCCAGUGAAGUAUCCUUUUAAAAACAAUCGAGGACAGGCUCAACAAAGAUUGGUUUCGCCGCAGUGCAUACAUAAUGACCAGUCUCUGUUGGCUCGCCCGUGUCUCACCGUUUCCCAGCUCCUCUUUUCUCACUGCGCGCUCAUUGAAACCAAGUGCAUUACCCAACAAGCACCUCAUGAUUAUUUCAACAAGUCCUAAAAAUGCUGCCUCGUGGGAAUCGUUAAAAAAUUGAUACGGUUAAUAUGCCGAGAUUGCAGUUCUGGAGGGGAAGAGGGGCCUGGAGCCAUAUGUGAGUCUGCUGUGUGCCUAGUGGGCUGUGAUGAAUGGGUUGAACGGAUGCUGAUCUGUGCUUGGAAAGCAUCACAGAUACGGACUUGCUGAGGAAGCAACCCAGCAGCUGACAGUGGGAAACACCUCUACCUCCAGGGUGUUGCCUCAAUGAAGCGGCAGCGAUGAUGUCAGGCACGGCUGCUCUGUCAUCUGGAGUUGCACAGCUGGCAACAGACUGACCUUUGUUUCACCUCGUAUCAUUCCUGGUGCAUGAAAUCAUGAAUCAGCAAUGCAUAUAUGAACCUAUGAGCCGAAAACUUCAUCUCAUUGGAUAGUAAAGGUAAAACACCUGCGUCACCAGAUGUAUUAAAAAAAAACCCUGAAUGCUUGUCUUUCUAUUACGACCACUGUGUAUGUACACCUUGAUAUAGCCCAAACAUUUGUGGAAAUUAGCUGCAAUCAAGUAAGAUCUGACCCUAUAACCCCCUUACUACCUCAAGAGUAUUCUCUCGUCCUCCACCACACUCCUCUUUUCUCCAUCCCCAGCCUCCUGCUCAUCAAAGGCUCUCUGUCUCUCAGGCUCGUAAGCCACAGGCUUGCCCUUAUCUGCCCAGUGUUCCUCAGCCAGCGCUAUUAUCUGACUGCCGGAGCCCAUUAACAGGUUAUUGACGGGAUAUGAGAUGGCACACAUCUAUGAAGGAAGCACAGGCAGGGGGAGCAGAGAUAGGGGGCCAAGAAAGCAAAAAAAGAGAUUAAAAAAAAGCACAACUGUGAGUCUUAUCUUGAUUCAUGUCACUGCUAAAAAUAAACAAGUCAGAAUCGUCGUCUUUCCUAUCUGCCAUCACCGGUAUCUCUGCCCGAGUGAGGGUACUCACCGUCCAUGAAGAGUUCCCGAAGCAAAAAGGAGAGAUUAUUCUUCGAGCUUAAUGUUAAAAGUGACCCCUUAUCGACACAUAAAGCUUUAAGUGUCACUUAAUCUUAUUUAUAUCCUGCUAUUUUUACUGAAGGGUCAUCUGAAGAAAAACACAGCUAACGGCUCAGGCAAUUUCUCUGGCUAAUUAAUCAAAAAUAAGUCACGCAUACGCACAUAUACCCAUUAUUCCCUUAUUUUUUUUCCAGAUUCUCCUUUUUUUUCAAAUCAUAGUAUUAUAGACGUGUACAUCUGUUCCCGACAGCAUGAAAUCAAAAGCUGGCUUUCCCCUCAGACUUUUACAGGGAUUGGAUGUAUCAUAAGAAUGGUCGGUAUGAAAGGGCCCACAGAUCCUUUAAAGUAAAACCCUUUGAUGUUCAUGUGGUGCAAAACAUCCAGAAUGAGAAUGGGUUGAGCUGCAAUUACAUUCACGGACAGAGGGGGGCAGUGUUGUAAAAGCCUAUUCCUCUGGCUUUUUUUGGCCCGGCUGAACCCUGCUGUCAUUGCAGUCUGUUAUUAUUGCACCUGUUUACUUUGCUGUGUCAAUAUUGCCCCCUUCUGUCCCUGGCGUAUGAAUUUGCUCAUGUAUGAACCAUGCUUACGCAGGGUUUCAUACAUGUCCUUUAUACACGUGUACCUGCUGUGUUUUGAAGUGUCACUGUUAUGUUCUCUGAGUGCAUACACUUUGAGUUUUUAUUUUUUCCUCUUACUGCUUUGUCAACUUGAAGUGAAGUUGUCCAGGUUAUUGAGUCAGAAGAGCGUUGAUUUGUGAUCGAAUUGUGAUACAGUGUGUUUCAGCAUGUGUGCAGGGCUUUAGCUUGUAAACUAGAUUUGAUGUCUGAGACUUGUGAAAAUAUUCCUGUCAGAUAGCUGUAGAAAUUACUCCAGAAAUUGAAAAAUGAAGCUUGCUCACCUAUUGUUUGACCUGUGUGUUUGUGUAUUUUGUGUAUGAGGGGCCCAGACACCCGCUGUGUGCUGGCCCUAUGUACUCCUGUGUGUUUGUGUAUGUGGCUGUCGCUGGUCCAUGCUGAUAGGAACCUCUUGCUCCAGAGCAGCUUUGUAACAGUGUCUCCAUUGUAGUGUCUCGUGUCCAAUUCCUCAGACAGUGUGCUGCUGUGGAGCUGUCAGGAGUCACACAGGUGUAGAAUAUCAAUGUGUUCUCUGGCCUUUGAGUGUGGGUUUCUGCAUUAAACUGUUUUGGGAGGAUAUGGAUAGAUGUUAACAAGUAAAUAUUAUUACUGUAUGAGCGAUGGUGUCUCUGGUAUGGCUGAUAAUUAACAUCAAAGCCACUAAAAUGUAGAAAUGUACCUGUUUUUCACAUCACUUAGGAGAUCGAUUGUGAUACAUAUAUUCAGCGUUUAGAUCAGCCUCUUCUUCUACAAAGCAUUUUUCUCUAAAUCUCAUUCUCUCCUUUUUUAAGUCAAUAAACAACAGCAGUAAUGAAAUAACUGGCAUCUAAAAACUGGAUGCGCACUCGUACAGAACCGAUAGUUCUGGCAUCAGCAUGAUUACUUUUUUUGAAGUGUAAACUAUUUUUGUCCUCGGAGGCAUAAGCUGAUGGAAUUUUGCUAUGAUCAACAGUUAGACACAACUCACUACCUCUGAAACAUGCUGUUAGUCUGACUGGGCUCAUGUCUAUGGAUAUAAAUUAAGGAUGAUCAAAAGAAUCUGCAGCUCUGCUAUUUCACAGCUUUUUUGAGAUCAAACUUUUACAGUUAAUUGUGAAGCAACUUCAUUUUCAGGUGGCCUGUGCUGGUUCAGUAUUGCUCGUUUCAAGUUAACUAGACACUACUUAGGCACAAUUUUAUCCUAAUUUUUUAAUGAAAUAACCAGAUUUAAAAUAUCAUCUGUUUUAGUAGUAGGGGUGGGAAAAAAAUCGAUAGAGCAUAGUAUCGCAAUAUUUUGUCUGGUGAUAUAUCCUAUCGUCUUAUUUACCAAGUAUUGAUUUUUCAAAUUAAUUGCUAAUGAGGUAAAAUCUAUGAUUGUGGAAAAAUAAGCACAACUGUUUGUCCAGUGGGGUUGGCAGAGGUAACAUCAUAUAGCAGGAGAAAGUUAGUACAACAAAUAUAUAUAAGGUUUGCAAGAUGUGCUACAUGAAAAUAAAAUACAAAACAUAAAGGAAAGCCCAAUGCUAAAUGAAGUUAAAUAGUCAAAAAAAUUGUAUAAAUCGCAAUAAAUUGUUUUGCGAUACUCACUGUAUUGCAAAAUGUUAAAAAUCGCAAUAAUAUCGUACCAUGGCCCAAGUAUCGUGAUAAUAUCGUAUCGUGGGGCCACUCAUGAUUCCCUCCCCUAAUUAGCAGAGUCUUUAGCAUCAUAGAAAUUGCCAUUUACCGGAGCUACAGCCAUGUAAGUGGGCCCACUUAUUAGUUGUUUAGGCAACCAGUAAUUCUGAAAACGUGUUAUUAUCACAAGUGUACGUCCUGAGCCAAAACAAGCCUGAGUAUACCAAGUUACAUUCAGUAAAACUGUCCAACAGAGAGCCCUUAUACCUUUUCAUUAAUUUUCUUUUACUUAAUUUGUUGUUUUUGUCCUUUUACAUUAUUUUAAAUCUCACAAUGAGGAAAUGUGAGACAAAUUUGUGAUGCUGCAAGUCAUUAUACUUCUGAGCUAUCAGCAAUGCGAUGCUAGUAAGUCUCUCUCUUACAUUAUCUCCAGUUCUGUGUAUGACUGUGCUUAUCUGAAACAACAGAGGCAUGCACAUACUAAGGUUGGCCAUUUGGUGACUCAGUUUUAGGAGCUGCAGGAUAAGAAGUUUAAGUAAUUUUGUCAGAUGCAAGUAAAUUAGCGACGCUUUGUGCUCAAGCUGCUAUGCAACACAUUUGCCUGUGAGCAGAGCAGAUUUUUAUGUGAGUGACAGAGUAAAAAUGAGAGAAGAACAAGUUCGUGGCCUCGAGUCUUUUUUACUCAUUGACCAGUGUGGCAUUGUCAUUACUUUGAUUGAUCAUCUUUUAGACUGAAAAUUCAGAUUUUUCUUGUCCUUUCUUGCUAUCAUGUUUAAUACCAGGGUAUUGUGCUGAAAUCUUUUUUUAAUAAUUCUCUACGUUCUUGUAUUUGUCUUUUGUACCUGUUAAAUUCUGCUCAUCCUUUUUUAAGUUCAAACUAAACCCCUCUACCAUGUUUGUGGAGGGUUACCUUUAUUUGAUAUGAUGGCUAAUGCGAGGUAGGGGAGGGUCGGGGGAAGGGAGCGGGGGUAGACAUGCAGCAGAAGGUCAUGGCCAGGAGUCAGAGCAGCAGCUGCUGCAACAAACCUCCCUGUUCAUACAAAGGGUGUGUGUUUAAAUUCUGAGCGUAACCAGCCCCUCAUAGUGUUUAACUUUUUAAAGAAAUAUUAAAACACUGAUGCAAAACUACAUACACUUUAAGAACAUAUAAACCACAGUAAAUCACAGGCUCAGGAGCAUCCACGUCGUAAAAGUCUGAAUUCAUCAACAUGCAUAUGAAAAAUGAUUUUAUAUGAACUGGGGAGACUUUCUCAGUUACCAUGAAUACCAAGGUGUGAUGUGUAAUAGAUGAAGCUCAGAGCUAGCUACCUGCUGCUCUCAGAGUUUUUGAGCCAAUGUAGAGUUGAAAAGAAAGGAUUUAUGACCAGAGCAGGUAUUAUGUAAAACAUGAACAGGAGAUUAAGUCAUACUUGGACUCCACUUCAUGUAUUGUAAUACUGAACAGACUAAUCCUACAUGAUGUGUUUUUCUCAUAUCAGUGUUUUUGACCAAAUUUAGUUGUUCACCUUUUUUCAUUCUUGAAAUCAGUAUUUACAAAAAUCCUGCUGUAGUGUUUAAAAGAAAACUCAAAGUCUUUCAAACAAUAGCAAGGCCCCUUAUCAGUGCUUUUCUCAGCUUUUUUAGAUUGAAUAAUUGCUCAAAUUUGUCAUCAAAAUCAUGCUGAGUGUAGUCACCAAUGAAUAACCAGAGAGAGUUGAUUAGUUUCAUAAAUGCCCCUGGUCCCUGCGAGCCAUGCUGCAGAAGCUCUACCCAGGGCUUGUUUUCAUUUUUUAUAAAGCAAAAUUAAUUAUUGUGUCUUCAGUUUGUGCUUUUCUUUAUGUGGUGCCUGUAAUUAUUUAGUGUCAGUUAACAUUAUGGCAUCCUUGUAACCACGGAUACCGAUUAUCUGGAGUGCACCACAGAUUAUCUAUUGAAAACAGAUUAAUGUGUCUUAAAUAUUUAGCCAAACAUUGAUAGAAUUUCUUUUAUUCAUAGUGUACUUAUUCAAAUCUUACCUAUCUACAUUACACGGAGGACUUGUGAAAGCUAAUAACACCCUUUCAGUUAUCUGACAUGUAUGUGCUCUCUCUCACCUCUCUCUAUAUCUGUCAUUAUGAUUUGAGGUAUCACUGGGUUUUUAUUUACCAGCAGCCUCAUGCGUAACCUUGAAAGCACCUUUCCCAUAAAAGCUAUGAUCAUCCUGUUUACUGUCUGCUUGAAUCCCACGCAUCCACUGUCUCACACCCAGCGCCCAUGCUCUCCUCAUGCGCCCUAGGUAGCAACGUAUCACUCUCCAAAGAAAAGAGUAGAAGCCAAUCCGGCAGCACCCCCAUACUUUGUCCACCUUAAAGAGCAUGGUGGGAGGAGGUGUUGAUAGUUACAAGGUGGUGUUUAGUCUUGAAAGUAGGGUGGAGAGCAGUGUGAAGAUCACUUGCAGCUUUCUCUAGCCAUUCCUUAGCCUCCCUGCUAAGCAGGGCCCAUUGCCAGCCCACUGCUCGCAAAGGCUGUAAUGAGUUUAUUUCAUGUCGGCUGUGAAAGUGCCCGUCUCUGUCUCGCAGGCACUCAAACAGAGCUGAGGCCCAUAAACACAAAGUGCAGUGUGUAAAUCCCCACAGCCUGACGUCUCCUGGCCUGCCCUCUAUGGCUUCUGAGCAUCUCUUUAUCGAGAGAGAGAGAGGGAGAGAGGGAGAGACAGAGAGAGAGGCAAGAUCCCCCACUUACCCUUUGAGAGUACACCACAGCCCGGGCCAUGAAGUGCAGCCUAGCCGCUUGUGUUUGCACCUUUAACCUCUCCCGCUUAUGUUUGUUGCUUUUGAGGAUGCAUGUUUUUCAUGUUGAGAGCAGACCUGAGGAGAGACGAUCAAACAGUCAGCUUCUGUAGCGCAACAUGCUGCUUGUUGUAAACCGCAGCAGAUCAAAAACAGCCAAGUGUGCAGUGAUUCUCUUUGGCUUGUGGUAUUUCACCUCUGACGAAUAGGACAUCAGAUGUGUGCUCUCUAUGACGUCAGCUGGCCCAGCCUGCCCAGUCUGAUCCCCUCUCCUCUAUGCGAUACUAAAUACCCCGCUUGUAUUCUUUUUCAAAGCCCAGGUCAGUGUCUCGACACAAGGUCCCUGUGUAGGAGUAUGUCCUCCAGGGGCCUUUGGAGCUGGUUGUAGGUCACCGGUUUAAGGAACAGUGAGUGAAAGAGGAGGAGCGAGGCAGAGAUGUAGCACGAGAAAGGGGUCUUUCUAUCUCUCUCCUCUCUGACAGGGCUUUGGUCAGUGUUGAGGGAUUAGUGUGCGAGGCUCCGCCACAGCUUCUCUCUUGGCUUGUUUCCAGAUAUUAUCUUUAAGUGUGAGCUCGGCGCCGGCCUCUCCUCUCUGCUCCCCUCCUUCCCGUCCCCCUUCCUGUAUGAACUCAGCGGUGUGAGUCAUCCAGGCUGCUCUGGGAGUGAUUUAAUUGCUCUCUCUCCUCUCCGUCAACAUGCAUGUUUCAGAUAUGGCUGUCACUGACCCUCAAACACCACAAAAAAAUGAAAAAUACAAGAGCUGCUCAUUCAUUAGCACAUCGGUGUGCCCACCUUUAAAGACAACAAAAACAGAUAACAAAAAAAACCGCACAAAAUUUGCCCUUGCCUUUCCCACUCACAGCAGCACAGUAUCACUUCUGCUCCUGCAGUGCUUGGCUAUGAUAACUCUUCUUUAUUGUUUGUGGAGCUGGAGCCCAGCAAAGUGAAUGCGUGCACAAUAUUGGGUGAUAGAAAACCCUCGGAGCACCAAAGGAGCUUUUGUAAUCAUAGUAAAGCAGAAAGACGACUAUUUUCAAUAUAAAGGUCAGAAAAUGGCUGUAUUGAAGACAAGCUUUUGGCAUGGAGGAAUGAAACCUUGACACAUGUCGACUAAUCAGGCAAUUUUGUUUUUCAAGUUUUCAGGCUGGCAGAUCAAUGGGACUUAAAUUCCUACUGAUUGAAUAAUUUUGCUUCAAAAUAAAUUCUCUUAUCCUGCAAGGUCCCAACAUAUUCAUGCAGGAAGAGAACAAUCUGCAUGUUCUGUCCCGGUCGCCUGCACUUGUAAGUCAGAGCAGUAGGUGGCACUGUUCCUACAGAAGAGCAGCUUAUUAGCGGGUGUGUGCUGAGGCUACCUUGGCUGAAUGUGAUUGAAAACAGGCCUGCCUCGACUUUGCAAUGCCCAUCCAUAUAUGAACCCUCGCAGAUGAAAGAGUUGUUUGUUGUUAAUAGGGGAAGUAAUUAUUGCUCCUCUGCUGCCGUCAAAUCUCCUUCACAGCAAAGUGAUUCAACAUUGGCGUUGGCUUUGUGAUAGACAGAGCUCAAAAAGGGGGUGAGGAGGCUAAAAUGCCACUGUGAUUACAACAAUUAAAGAGACUGAGCAUAAAGCAGAGUGUAUUGCUCCAGGGGCCGACCGGCUUUUUUCUCCCCCCCUGUGAUGCUGAUGAGUGUCUCAGAGUUGUAUAAGCGCAGACGAGGAUCAAUGAAGAAUGCUGACUACCAUGGAUGUACUCUGGACGGCCUGUGAUGCCUGCUAAUCCACAAUGAUUAUGCAGUGCACUGUUUGCUCUCGGCCUAGUCUAGACAAACAAUAUGUACACACACAAGCACACACACACAUUUAUAUGCACAGGUGCACAGAAAACAUCAGCAGUGUUUGAUUAAAAGUGUUUGAUAAGAAGCAGAGUCACUUUUCUUUUCCUCAAAAACACACACCCAAGAGUUUUGCCACAGUUGUAUCCCAUCGUCUUCCAACAGCCUUUUUUUAUUUUAAGAUUUCACUAACGAUUUAACCAAAGCUAUACAGAUGUUGUUUCUUCCAUGGUAGAGUUUUCGCUCACUGAGCUAUCGCCAGGAGGCAAAGCCUAUAGGAACACAAACAAAGUCCUAUUACUUACCUCCAGAUCCCUCCUCUUCCCUCCCCAUGCCUUCAUCCUGCCUCACCCGCUCCGUGCUACCAAGCUGCACAAGCAGAGUGGAUGUUUCUGAAGCAGUCGCAGCAUAUAUCUCAAAAAUGCUGCAUUGAUUUUUUUUUUUCAAAGAUAUUCAAAUUCGAGUAGGUGUCAGACUGCCACAUUUGAACACAGCACUCGGAAUUAAUUCUGUGAUUCAGUGAAUACUGUAUGUUUAUACUAGACCUGGGCCAAGUAGUAUUACUCAUACUCUUUAUUUGCUAUUUUAGACUACUUGGGUUACAAAUAGGGGGGUGGUGUCUGGCAUGUAAGGGGACACAGAGAAAGCUUUGAAGAUGAGAUGAUGGCAAGAUGAUGAUAUGUAUUUCCUAUAUUUCUGUGAGUUUGGCUGCUUACCUGACAUCUUCUAAUGUAAGGUUAAACAGUAUAUAAUCACACACGAGUAGUUUUUCUCAGAAUUUUGUUAAAGUCCCACUUCGAUUUUUUUUUUUUUUUUACAACUUGAAGUGUUCUCAGUGGUCUUUAAACUGUGAUUAUGAAGUUUUGCCAAAAAUCUCACUACCUGUGUCAUUUUCAAGGGCUUUUCUUCUGCAGAGCCACAGUAGCUCAUUAGCAAUUCACCUCUGAGUCGUGAAUGGAGACAGCGCUGCUCUACACACUCGUCUUCACGUUAGCUUGCAGCCUAACAUUGCCGGUGUAGUAGAAGUGGCAGGUAACAUGGGAGCUAAUCAGCUCUCGGACACUAAUGUCUUGAGGGACAUGAUGACAGUUAAUAUCAUAAUUAGCUUUCUUACGAGCAUUGAAAUCGCAAUCGUCCUCUGUAUUUGUCCUUUAUACCCAGAGUCUGGCCUGCAUAGUGGGGCUCCGGGGGCAGAUCUUGGAUUGGUUACGUAUGAAAUCUCAUUGUUUCUAAACCUGCCGUUUGGGUCAAGAAGCAAUUUCGCAUUUAGUUCUCUCAUGAUAUGUCCUGUAGCAUCAGAAAAAUGCCAUAUUAACGUAUGAAAGACAAGAAAAACAUGAUUUUCAUCCAAGUGGGUCUUUAAAGUUACAUCACUUACAUGCUAUUCUGUCUCUUUUCUAGCUAUGAUGGAAGUGUACGUCCCAGAGCAGCCAGUGGUGGCGCUAUAUGGCAGGGACGCCAUCCUCAACUGCUCCUUCACCCCCACCGGCCCCUUCAACAUGUCUGAUCUGAGCAUCUUCUGGCAGCUGACAGACACCAAACGCACGGUGCACGGGUACUGGAAGGGACAUGACCAGCUGGCAGACCAGGCAGAGAGGUUCGCCAACCGUACCAGCCUGUUCCCUGCCCAGCUGGGCCUGGGCAACACUUCACUCCUGCUGAGCAGGGUGGUGGUGGCUGACGAAGGCAGCUAUACCUGCUUCGUCAGGGUGCAGGACUACGGCAGUGCUGCUCUGCUGCUGCAGGUGGCUGGUGAGUCAAGCUGUGACAUCCUUGAUACAUGUAGAAAUAAACAGAUGAACACACACAUGGACACUUGUCAUGAUCAGUGGCAGGCAGCAAACAGAUUCAUACUUACAUGAAGAGAGCUCUGCCAGUGACAGGACUGCAGAUUUGGCUAUCCACCCUAUAAACAGCUCAUUUCGUCUGUUUCGUUGCUUUUUCUGUGUGAAAUGUGCUGUGAAUUUUCUGUUUAAUAAACCAGCAAAAAACAAUCAUCACUUCAGUUAUCAUUAACAAACAGUAUUGUUUUGCAUGUUAUAAAAUAUAAUCGUUUAUCAGACACAAAAAAUCCCACCGUACUCUUACAAUUUGCCACCAGCCAUUGUCACGUUUGUCCAUCCUUUUUCUAGAAGUUUUGGACAUAUCAAUCAAUGGUAAAAUAUAGAAAAUAGGAAAAGCUGAAAACUGCAUGAACGACAAGUUGUUGACAUGAAUGUGUCUAUUUAUUUGAAUAAUUGUCCUCCUGUGAUCUUGAUAGAGAUACUCAUGCAAUGUAGAUUUUUUGUGCUGACAUGGUAAUAGAGAAGACAUAAGAAAGCAAAUUUUUUAGAUUUGGUUUUAUUUUUUAUUCUUUGUUAAUAACACUCAUGUAUUACGACGGAGUGUUAGGGCCACUUGAAGAAAAAAGAAAAUUAGACUUCGGGAUUAAAGCCAUUAAUUUACGAGAAUAAAGUCAUUUCUCACGAGAAUAAAGUCGUACUAAAAUCAUUACUUACAAGAAUAAAGUAAUAAAAUCGUUAUGAUACUUAUGAUAAUGUGGUGCUGAUGUGCCAAAAGAUUAUGUAUCUCCUUGUUUGUGAAACCUACACUGAAGUACAUAUUUACGAAAUGCUCCAUACCUCUCAUUUCAACUACUGUCAUUUUAAACAGCAGGUUAGAAUGUAAGGAUUUUAUUCUGAGUGAUUACUUUACAACGACUUCAUUCUCGUAAUGAUUUGGUUACAACUUUAUUCUCAUAAAUUAAUGACUUUAAUCUCGAAGUCUUACUUUUUUUUUCUUUAUGUGGCCCUAAUACUCUGUCAUACAUGUAUAUAUCAUUUUUUAUUUUAUUUUAUUUUUUUUUACAUCUUUUAAACUCCUAAGUUUCUUCAUUCUUUAAUUUCUCUUUUGUAUUUCUCGCUCCUGUAAAUUUGGGAAUUUCCUUUUGGGGGACAUAUAAAGGAAUAUCUUACCUUAUAUUAAGUCUAUUAGAAGCAGACAGAACAAACUUUCCUUACCAAUCAAACUUUGCAUCCUCAUUUGUUAACGCAGGAUCAUAUAUUUUUCUUAAAUGACAUCAUGAUGUUUUUUCUCUUCUCUGUUCUGCCAAAGAAACGACUGGUGCAAUUAUUUUUACUCAUACGGACACCGAGUCACAUGCUCGCACACAGAGAUGAAGCUCUAUUGUGUUUUACUGCCGGGUAAUUACAACAAAACAAAAUAAAUGUUUGUGUCGUAAUUCCUCUUUACACUUUGAAUUGAUUGCGUCCAAAGUGAUUUGACCUCAGCACUUAUUUUUGCCCAUACAUUAAUAGUAUGUAAUAAAAUAUAUUAUACAGUUGCCUAUGAAGAAGAGGAUUUAUGAUAAUUAGUUCUCACAAGACGUAAACAGGUGAUAAACCGUUUUCUCAGGGCUGCUGAGCGGUGUUUUUGGUCAAUAAGCGCUGAUUGUGGUCUCUGUCAUGGUCAAUAUCUGCUGACUUUGAUUAUUAGCUGUUGCUACGGUCAAUCAGCCACCACUAACAUCUUCUCUGCUGUGUGACUAUAUAUCCCCUCUUCACAGCUGAGAGCCUUUAAUUUAUUUAUAAUGACACUGUUUGCCUUUCUCUCCGUCCUUCUCCAUUUCUGUAUCUGUUGUGAGAUUGUUGCUGUACUCUCCAAGGAUGGAUGUGCAUUAGGCGCUGUUAAUGAACAACAGUUUUUUUCUCCUCUCCUGGCUGUGGAGAGGGAAAACAAUGUCUCCAACAGUGACAAAUUGGUGCCAUUUUUCGUAUUAGAUUUAUUGAUGCUCUAUUUUUAGCCAGAAUUUACAGUUAACAUUGUAGACUUCCUUCACGCUGUGCUGGGAGAAAAUGAAAGGAUCCCUCAGAGGAAUUCUCUCUGUCAGUCAAAUGGACAGCUGGGGAAGUUACUGUGUACCACGCUAAAUCCGUCUUUGUGUUCAAAGUCCACUUUUCAGAAAGCAGCCCAGACAAACUUAUUUCAUCUCGCCCUCAGCUCCACCCUAUUGUUUGCUGUGCAAUGAUUGGUUUUGGGAAUACAGCAGCGGCUCUCCCCGUCACCUCUGUACUUGUGUUGUAGCUCAAGGGAUUGGAGAAGCUUGAUUCCAGCUGAGGCUGCGGCUCACCCCUCACCUCCACCCUUCUGCACUCUUUUUCAUGCCACAGGCUGAGUCGUCCCAAAUCUCCGAGCCUGCCACUUUUCUCCCAGGCCUGCCCACCUCCUGCCUCCAGCCUGGCUUGCGCCGUAUUUCCUUUCUGGGAGUGGCUCACUGCUCCAGCUCUCAGGAGAGAGCUGCGUUUGAGUGUUGAGAUGCAGCAUCAGGAUGUGUCACAGAUGCUGUCAGUGUCUGUGGGAUCUUAGGCACUGUGUUAUGCUAAGCUCCCUAAAUAUAAUUAAGAAUUUAAUGGGAAUCAUGUCAAACAGUUCCCAGGGUGACUCUCACUGCAGAGAAUCUAGCCAAAGCUGGUACGUGUCUGCUGCUCCCUUAUCCUCACCCGUCCUUACUCAACCCAUACCUCUUUUUGUCCUCUUUAUCCCUCUUUCCUCCCCUUCCUGUGUGUUCUUGUCUUUUUCAGCCCUCUACUCCAAGCCUGUUGUGACUCUAGAGCCUGAAUCCAACCUGCGACCUGGUGACGAGGUGGCCCUGACUUGUGUGGCCUAUGGUGGCUAUCCAGUGGCUGAUGUGAUUUGGCAGGAUGGCGGUGGGCGCAACCUGACAGACAACAUCACCAAUUCUGUGGUUGCCAAUGAGGAAGGGCUGUUCACCAUUACCAGUGUGCUGAAAGUUUUGCUGGAGCCCAACAGCACAUACAGCUGCCGACUGAUCAACCCACUGCUGGGCGAGGAAGGGUACGCCUCGGUCACAAUCACAGGUGGGUCACUCUCUCUAGUAACAGUCAACACUGAUGUUUCAACUCUGAUCCAAACUAAGCAUGCCGAUAACGACUGUCUUUGCUGUUUUAUCAUCUUAACAGCUCGGGACACAACAAAUUUACAAACAUGGGGGACAAGCAGAUUUGAGUAAUCUUUAAGGGAUAUUCCAGCUUAAAAUAAAGUUAGGGUCAAACACACUGUAACACCCCGUCGAGAGAUGAAUGUUGCCAGCCGCUUGCUUCUCUAGUUAGACCAACUUUAGUAACAACCGCACGAUAGCAAUACACAGCGGUCUGAGGAGCCAUAAACAAACCUCAACCAAAAAGCCACUCUAUAGCCACAAAUAAUGCUCAGAACAGCACCUAACUUCAUCAACAGUACAUAUAGGGUCCCAGCCACAGCACUAGCCACCAAACAUCUUUUUAGCUUUGCCUAAUUUUUUUAGCAAAGAGACUAAAGAAAACUCACCCACACUCUUUUAACAGCCGCUUGUUUGUACAGAGACCUCAGGCCAGUCCAUUGCAGACUGCUGCGGGGUGACGCAGCUCAAGGAAGAACAUUUAUGAUCAUUAAUUUAUCAUUUCCUCAAAGUAAUAAUCACCAUAUUAAUCAUUUUGCACUGCAGACGCGGUAGUUCUUCUGCCUUAGUGUCUCGGUCUUAUUAUGUUUCCAUGAAGACAUGAUCAUAAAUGUUCUUCCUUGAACUGCUGCAGUCGGUGAUGGACUCGUCCAAGGUCUCCCUGCAAACAAGCAGCUGCUGGAAGAGAGUGGGUGAGUUGUGUUUAGUCUCUUUGCUAAAUAAAUCAGGCAAAGUUAAAAAGAUAUUUGGUGGCUAGUGUUAUGGCUGGAACCCUGUAAGUACUGUAGAUGAAGUUAGCUGCUGUUCUGAGCAUUAUUUGUGGCUAUAGAGUGGUGUUUUGGUUGAGGUGUGGGCAUGGCUCCUGAGACCGCUGUGUAUUGCUUCCUGUGGUCAUUACUAAAGUUGGUAUAACUAGAGAAGCAAGCGGUCGGCAACAUGCCGCUCUUGACGGGGUGUCUAACUCGGUGUUACGGUGUGUUUGACCCUAACUUAAUCUCACGCCAGAAUAUCCCUUUAACUCUUUUUUGAAGGUUUAACCGAACAUACAGAAAAUAAACAGCCAACACAAACUCAGACUGAUCUUGUUUUCAGUAAUGCACCCUAAGUUUUUAUUAGACUCGUGUGCUGUCAUGAAUCGAUCUAACAGUCAAUUUUCAACUCAACUUUUCGUCUCUUCCUUGUCUCUCCGUUUCCCUCUAAGAUGAACAGUUAAGCUCCAAUGACAUAAAUGAGAAACAUUAAAAUGUUCAAUUAUGGUUCAAUAAGCUUUACACAUUAUUAAAUUAGAUUAGUCGGUGAUUAUUUCCCUGAGGACAGUCAAAUAGUUUUCCAUCACAGAUUUCAAAAAAGGCAAUACAGUUAUAAUAGAUCGUGCAAGAUGGAGUGAUUGGUUUCCAAGAGGGCUGUCUGCAGGAAGUGUUUGCCAGCCAUGAAGUACAUUGAUAUGUUUGCCUUUCUCUGAUUGUUUGAUGUUAUCUUGUGCGGCGUGUGUGACGGCACCUACAGCAUGUGAUGGGUCUAACGAUCUCCUAAUGCCCCCCCUCCCUCGGCCGUGCUGCUGUACUCUAUGUGUUAAGUGCAAGGAGAGUGCCGUGCAAGGUGGGCCAAGGCUGGUCUCUAAUGGGAGCAGCACUGUGUGAAAUGGCUCAUAAAUAAGUAGAGGUGGCCUCAGCCUGCUCUCUGGGCUGGAGCUGUUGCUGGAGCUCGGGCUGUCGAGGCGGAGGUCGUGGCAGAGGUCAGGGAGUGCUGCUCCAUUGGGCUGGGAAAUGACUGUGCUGUCUGGAAACAGGAUGGCCGAUUGGCAGGGCAGGCUCGCUGGACGACUGAGGGAGGGUGGCCUUUCUAACAGUUUGGUUGGCCUCUUUCAAAAACAGUACAGAUAACCAGUCAGAGGGACCACUGGGGGAGUGGAAAAGUAUUAAACACAUGGUGUGAAUGAAAUAUGGCUGCAAGGUAACCGUGUUAAAGCGGUCUGUGGCUGCUUUUUUCCAUCUGACCUUUGCAGGAUUGAUGCAGUACUUGUGGUUUGGCUGAAAGGGAUAUGAUUGUUUUAUUACAUUUGAUGUCAGUUUAUUUGUCUGCUUUAUUUUCCCUCCGCAAAUGAGAUCCUCGAUUUGAAAAGGUGUUGUAUGAGUCAUUCUGAAUUGGUAAUUGAGAUGGUCAUGCAUUUUUAUGUUUGUCAGGGGAAGCGAGUUAAUGUGAAACAGAGAAAAUAACAUUUCCAAUUUAUUUCUUCUCUUCUCCUCUCAGUUUCUUGGAGUUGAAAACUAUAAAUUUAAUCUAAUUGAAGCCAAACUUUUUAACACUACAAUCUGUUUCCCUGAUGUCAUAGUCUUGACAAACAACAGUCUAAGUGUUGCUGAAGCACAGGUGAGGGAAAACUUUUGUCUGAUUCUCAAACUGUUAAACACGUUUGUUUGUUUUGUGUCUUCAAAAAAAGAGGAAAAAAAAAUCACAUCCUUUUGUUUUUAGUUUGUUGUGUGGUAUUUUGGCAGUGAGUGCAAUAAAUAUAUGCAGCCUCAGGAACGAGGAAUCUUAAGAUUAUAAAAUCGUAUCUCUAGACAAUCCUGUUGAAUUAGCAGCAGCUUCAGCAACACACCUCGAUGUUACGUGAUGGAAAUUUGCCCGUCAAUGCUCAAGAUUCAUUUUGAAUCACAAUUUUUAUUAAAGGAUUGCACAAUGAAAUUCAUGCUGUGGUCCCUUUAUGCUACAGCAUAACAAAAACAACUUUUAUUUAUUGUAGGGUUAGAAGGAUGAUUUGAGGAGUCGCAGAGCCUGAGGAAAGAAGCUCCUCUGUUGUCUGUUGUUAUGCCAGACAGGAGCUGUGUGAACAGGCUGGCAGGUUUUAUAAAAGAAAUAUAGACAAAUACGCUGGCAUAGUGUCAUUUUAUGUUCAGGAACACAUUUCACUUGUGCAAACAAAAGAAACUAUGAGUUCUGACAUUGAACUAAUACAGCCCAGAUCUACCCUCCAUACUGUAAGCCUCCUCUAGACAGUUCUGUUUGAAGGCUGCUGAACCCUUAUGCUGAGUAUUGAGAAGAAAUAUGUGAAACUCCUGAUAUGAAAGUAAGGAUACCUUCCCUCUUGGUUGGUGACAUGAAUAUUAAAUAGAUACGCCUUUAAAAAUGGAGAAAUCCUGCAAAGAUACUAAUACUGGGAGGAUUAAAUUCAAUAUUAAAGUCCCUUUUGAAGCUUUGAUUUUCAUCUGGACUGUAAUGAUUGUACUCUUCCCCAAAUUUCUGAAAAAUAAAGAAAAAGAAAUCAGUGUGAACAGGCGGAGUGAAAUAAAGUACCCAAGAGCGAGACAGACUGAAGAAAGAGGUCUGGCCAAAGAGCAGUGGAAUUAUUGAAGUGUGAUGAAGCAAAGACUGAAAGAGGAGCGGCAAAACAAACCGGGAAAAACUCUUAAUUAAAAAGUGGUGAUCAUGACUUUAAGCAAUCGAGGGCGACAUGAAUAAGAGUCGUUUGUCUGUUGGAUUGCCAGCACAGCUUGACGAUGGCCAAAGUUGUUAGUAAACACAGAGAAGAUUUACAGUAUUUUGUGCUCCGCUAUACAAGAGGGCUUGUUUGAAAUGAAAAUAUAUUUGCAUUUGUUUACCACAGCUGGUGUGUGCUUAACAGCUUCUGUAAUUAAUUUUGACCCGACAGAACUCCUCUGCUGGAGUAGCAGAGUGUGGAGUGUGCGAGCUCGAGUUGAUAUAGCUAACACGCUUGCUUGCUGUAUACACAUACAAAUAUAGCCCCACCGCAAACCACACAGAGGAAGUGAAGAAUCCUAUUAUAAGAAUGGGUGAAAUCUGCUUAAAAUUCUAAAUGGACUUUGAGAGCGAUAAAAACAGAAUAAGAAAUGGAGGAGGAGGAAAGAGGGAGUGGUGGUGGUGGGGGGGUUGAGAGUGAACAAGCAUGCUAAAAUUUCACACUCUCCCCAAUCGCUGAUUGAAAAAUUGCAACAGUAAUACAAAUCUCCCCCAGGCAGAACAGUAGUUUGACAAGGUUAAUUUUGAGAAAAUGAACCCUUUACCCACAGUGAGCAGAACACGAUGUGGGCCAGCAUGAGCUACACUUUGAGAGUCCGUGUUAAGUCAUCCAUGUUAAUCUUACCUCUUUUCUAGUCACCACCAAUUUAGCUACCUCCCCAGAAACAUGAAGACUGUCAAUAACAUAUGCACACGGCGAAUGCGCACGAUUAGCAGGCAUCUCAGAGACGGUUAAACCCUGCAGAGUACUGGUCAGUUUUUUAAGCCUGGCUCUGAAAUAGUGAGUGUUUUUGUGUUGCUGGGAUAUUGAUAGAUUUUGCAGAGUGCAGCAAGGCUUAGUUGGGGAGACCCAGAGGAACAGCUGGUAUUAAUGAACAGUCGAAUGAUGGAAAGGAGCAGCUUCAGUCCUCAAAUGAACCGUGGCUUGUCUUCUUGCCUGGCCAGCUUGCUUGUGUACCAACCCCCUGCCUCCACUCCUCCACCCCCCUACCCCCUCCACCUGUUCUGAUGGCUUACAAUGAAGCUUACUUGCGCUGUCUCACACUCCCAGCCUACAUGACUGCUUUUUACCAGCUAAGAAAGAGAAAUGCCGAUGGAAUUAUGGGGGAUCAAGUGUCUACAUCCUAUCCAUUUUUGGACUUAUCCUCUUUUAAAUGUGCAGCAUUAUCUUUGUGUGCUGUGUACCGGGUUCUUUGUGAAUGCUGCAGUGUGUCAUCUGAUGGCUGGGUUUCAGGGCCAGUCACUGAACACCCCCUCCAGCACCACCCCCACUCCGUCUGCUAGCUCUCCCGAUGAGGAUGGCGCCAUUUCCCCGGCAUCACUCUGCUGGCACAGCAUUUACAGUGAACAGUGUGAGGAUGGAGAUAUAUAGAGCGGGAAAAGGAAGGAGACAGAGAGAUGAGGCCAGGAGAUAGAGAGAGAGAGAGAAGGGGGUAGGAAGACAGAGUGAGGAUGGGGCGAGAAGCGGGUGACGGAAAGCAAGAUGGAGAUGAAAACGUUUGCUGAGCUCAGAGUUGUGGCGGUACAGCCUGACAGUGAGGAGAUGGCCCCGCUGACGGGGAGGGAGAUCACCCCACGUGGCGAAGCAGACUUUUUGCUGAAUUUUACUAUCUAGCUGGCAACAGAUUGGCUCAGUGGUUAGCGCUGUUGCUUCAAAAAAUGAGCAUCCCAGAUUUUCUUCCCAGUCUCAGUCCUGCCUGUGUGGCCUUGGCUUGCUUACGCCUGUUACUGUGGGAUUCCUUCUUACUCUAUUUCUUCCUUUUUUCUUGAUUUCUUAUGACACUCAAAAAUUCUGUUUUAGGGUGAUAUUAAUAUUUUCUUACACAUUUUGUGUCAGGGCAGGAGAAAUACAGCAAUUAUUUAUACAAACUUUAUGUUUCAUUUAGCUGAACAUCUCUGAAAUCAACUUGAUAUCAGGCUUUUACAGGCUCUCUACGCUUAGAUAAGUCAGCCUUGGUUAAAUAUUUGGAGAAAAGGCCCAUUUUUCUGGAGCUACAUAUGUUUCCAAAGAGAGACAACAGAUAAACAACCAACAUUUUUGAUCGCGUUGUCCCAGAUAUCGCUUUUGCUGGAUAAAUCAAUCAAUCAAUCUUUAUUUAUAUCUGUUAAUUCACAACAAAUGUUAUCUCAAGAUGUUUAACAAAAACAGCUGGUUUUUUUUGGACCCCACCCCAUCGUCAUCUGCAUGAGUGUAACACUUAGCAAGUUACAGCGGAAGGUAAAAACUCCCUCUUAACAGGCGGAAACCUUGAGCAGAACCAGACUCAUGUUAGACACUCAUCUGCUGAGACUGCAGUGGAGUUGGGGAGGGGAUAGAGCGAGAUGGAGAAAGAGAGAGAUGGAGAAAGACAAACAACUAAAACAACACCAUAUACAGAUUUAUGCUCACAGAGAUAAUGUGUGUACCACUUACAAGAACAGCAUGAUAACAAUGAAAGACUGAUCUUAGUUUGAUUCAUGGAAAAUUUAAGUCAACAGGUCUACAGUGAUAACAUAGCGGUGAUAGCACUCAUGUUGAUGGAGUUUAGGUAAGUAAUGGGGUUUGAAAUCAGAAUAAUAGAGACAGUUCUACAGCUUACAUUAGCUUUUUAACAGUGAUAAAGAAAUAGUGCUAAGAAACUCUAACACUGAUUAUCACUACACAAGUAUCCUGAAAAAGGAAAGCAGGGAGGUACAGUCUGAAUUAAAAAUGCUGAAAAGACCUUAAACUUUAUUUUUAUCAGGCUGUAAACAUGUUUGAUUCAGCUGUUAAGUUAUCAGACAGUUUGAUGUGAGGAUUAAAUAUACAUUUAAGAUCUUUGAGAGCCAGCUAAAGCAUUAAAAUGGAAACCACAAUCACAGCUGUGUUUUGCACUUGUUUGUUGUUUGUGAAAUCCACAGGGGCAACAUGCUUCGAGUCGGUCUCUUGAAUAUAUCUUCCUCUGCUGUAGCACAUGUUCUGUGCAUCAACAACUCUGUGUCUCCUAGUAUGUCAAAUUGCUUUUUAACCAACUGCGAUGGACUCACACGAAGCCCGCAUUGUUGCUUGUAUAAAUCCUCUAUGGGUCUACGACAAUUGCCCAGCUCAAUCUUCAUGAAAGGCUUUUGUGCUGGUACAAGCAUGGGAUAGGUAUGUCCCAGAGUAUUUGUCUCCCAUGUCUUCUGAACCUCAUUUUGAACAUUUCCUCAGGUUUCUGUCAGAUCUAGUUUCCUUCAGAGCCUUCACUUCCCUCCAGAGAGUCAUUCCCAGGCUGACUUACUCGACUCCUGGUGCAGCAUUUCUUUUGCAUGGCACAUUUCUCCAAGGAGAUUGCUAGUUACUGUAUGAUUGUGAAGCAUGUGCAUGCUAAACCAACCUUCAGUGAGUAAAUCAAGGUUAAAAAACAUCUUUAAUUGCUAUAUAAACAUUGACCUUUAAUGUGGAGAUGGGAGCUCACAAGGGUGCUAAUGGCAGGCGUACUGCGUCAGAGCAUUCAGCUAUUCAUUACUCUUCUUUUUCUUCAUUAGAUGUGUGCAAGCUUGCUUCUUGCCCCUUUUUUCUUCACCAUGUUAUUAUGUCUUCAGAGCUUGAUCCUGACAUUGCAUCGCCAUCUAAAUAGCUACCUGCCACGCUUAGUCGAACCUUAAAGAACUCACCCCCCGCCUCUGAGAAAUACCUUCGUGACUGUUCUCUCUGAAUAUUCUACAUACAGUCCAAAGGAAGUAUACAAGUAUAUAAAAAUAUCAUUUAGCAGUGUGAAGCAUUUUGGUGUCUCAAACUGUAGUAAUAGCAUUGCUUUGUUAUCAUUGCCAGUGGGCCAAACAGAAAAAUACGGUGAUCUGUUUCAAAGAUUUCUCUGCAGAAUAACUGUUUUGGUAAAACUGCGGUAAUUGUUAUUAGAAGUGAAGUAUUAAAAAAAACAUGUCCGCUCCUUCCUCUGGUAUGAUCUCCUUUCAAAAGCUCUGUCAGUCAACUUUAGGGUAAUAUGUUGCUCAAAGUCAUGUUUUUGCUGUAUAUAAAAAAAAAUCCCUGUGCUGUUUCUUGUUCUCUACUGGAGAAGGACUAAUUUAAAUGCAAUUAACAGAGCCUUUGGAGGAGCAGAAAACAGCAGUAUAAAUGAAUCUCUUGUCAGUGGAGCAGCAAGCAGGCAACUUUCCCAACGGAGCACUGUAUUAAUUAGUGUCCAGUGCACAAAUAGGCCUUCUUUCUCUUGCUGAAUACAUGCUCUGUCUUAUCAGGAAGCUGGCCAGGGAAAACAACCAAAUAGACAGAUGAAGUAAUGCAGGCAAUCUUAAAUAAAUUCAGGUAGGCAGCAGUGGCACCAUUGUAAGCACAUUAAUUCCUCUCAGGAUUAUUAACUCAAGCCACUUUCUGCAGACUGUGCUCUCAGAUGUUUAAAUGUCCUCUUCCAGGCCACCAGUAUAAGGAUUUUUAUCCUUGUAUUAUGGCCCAGGAAAUGGUAUUUGUCAUGCUCCCAGUCUCACUGUAAGGGACUCUAAGGGAUUGUUGGUCUGGAUUCAUGUGAGGGCAGUUUCUGGUCCGUGCACUCCUCUUUUAGAGUGGUACAAUCAGAAUGAUAAAACGACUUCCUCCCUUUUGUGUAGGGAUUUAUUCCCCCUUUCUGCCAUCUUGACUUUUAAGCGUUUAAGGUUUAUUGCACUGGUUGGGUGUCAAAAUGCUUUUCUCUGCCACAAUUAAAAGCCACAUUGGUAUUGUAUUUCUUACGAAGCAAUGAUGUCUAAGCUUCUGUUCUAGCACCAGCUGUUGCCAAAAGAAUCCAUCCAAUAUACAAAUUAUUGUGAUUGCAACGUUUCAGAAACAAACAGAAAACAAGAGACUUUUUUAAGAAAAUGUUUAUAUUUAAGUAAUGACAGAUCUAAAGACAGCUUACUGACUGCUAAAAGACAUUUUUUGUCUUAACUAAAAAAGUAAUUUGCUCAUAAAUACACAUUUUAGAUGUAGGGAAUAGGGAAAGUCGUGUAUUGAUUACUGUUUUAUUCCAGUGAACUUCACACUGACAGCCUUAAAAAUCACCUUUAUGGCCAUUGAGUUCGUCCAAGUCUUGUCAAGAUGCUAUCUUUAGGAUUUAAAGACAGACAUUUUUAUAUCAAUACCAGAUAUCUCUGUCUGAACUGUCUUGUGAAGGUGGUUUCCCUGAAAUUACAGCAAAGUGUUCUAUCAAAUCUGGUUUGUUUUAAUUAUCCAUUUAAGAUAGUCUGAUCAAUUAGUGGACAAUGCAUCCUUUCGCUCUCCUUGUACAAAAGCUCAAUCUGUUGUUACUAGAGGAGUCUUCUUGACUUUCAGAUGCUCUACAGAAAGACUACAGGCUGAGAGACGAUCUCUUGUACAUGUCCCUCUCUGUUUAUGUUGUAGCCUGUGGCUCCUGUGCAGUUUGAUUUUGACUAAUGUAUUCUUUAAGAAAAUGUUUAAUCCAUGAAUACCACAAACCUUCACUUCUCUACCAAUGGGAAACUUACUGGCUGAUGGAAAAUGGGUUUUAACGGUCAUAGACAAGCGUAAGACAAUCUUAUAGACUGUGGAUACCUUUAUUUUAGUGACAGGACGGUGGAUUGAGAGAAUGGGGAGUGGUUCACAGUUAAGGGCCACAGGUCAGAAGUGAACCUAAACCAUCAGCUCGAUAGCCUCUACCGACACCCUUCAGUGUGUCUUUCUGUUUGGUAUUUGUUAUGAAGGAAAAGUCUAGUCAAGGUCAAUUAAAAUAUAUGGAUUUAUAAAAGAAGAAGCCUAUAUAGUCGUUACACAAAACACAAACAGAUGUAGGACGGAUUCACUUUCAGUGCAAGACACCAGAGAGAGACUAAUUUACUGGUCAGCACAUAAAUUGUGUUUUGACAUACUCAGCAUCAUAUUAGCCAUCAUCUUCUCUCAAGAAAAACACAUUUUCUCCCAUCUUAAAUUACAGCAAACCAAUCUGAAACAGUUAAUAAGCUAGUGUAAAUUCUUUUAUGAUGUAUAUCAUGCUGUUUAAUAUUGCUUUUGGCCUCAAAGUAACUCAUAUUCUGGAGUCCAUAGCAUAACCCCAUGUAUUUCUCUUUUUAUCCGUUUUUUAAUAAUCUAUCUAAAAUAUCUUACUAUCCAAGGAAACCAGAUAGACUUGAUUUUAAUGCCAGUGGAUUUCUGCAUGAUUUUCUUUCUAUUUUAACCCCAAUAUCUACCUUGUACUUUUUUCUCUCUUCAUCAUUUCCAACAGGUGGACAGAAAUCCAAAAUUCCUUAGUGGAAAUAUUUUACUUAUCCAAAUAUUCUCUCCUCUGAAUUUAUCAAAUAAAAUGUACUCUCAUGUUCAGCAAUUUUUAAUAAUUUUUUUAGUAUUUUAAAUUGGUGUAUUUUUUCAAAAGCAGAUUGGCAACAUAUGUCAGCUCUCUCAUUUUCUAUAUGGGCGUCAGUCACUGAAAAAGUAAUAUCAGUGAGCCACUACAAGACAUAUUCAAAAAUGUGUAUUACACAGAAGGAGGAAAACCAUGUUGCAUGAGUACACUUUGCAUUACUGGAGAUCUGACACACACUGAGUGUUGAUUUAGUGUCAGUCACGAUCCGGAGCUUCAGGUUCGCCUCUCUCUUCUUCAUUUGAUCAGUACCAGUGUCUAUUUUUGCUCCAAGAACAUGGUAUGAUCGCUGUGUGCUCUUAAUCACUGCCAGCCUUUCACAAACCGCAGUCUGACAUCUUUAUGCCCGUCUCCAGCCUGCUGGAAACCGGUUUUCCUUCUCCGUCCUCCCUAUGUUUCCUUUUCAGGACAAUGUAUUUACGAUGGCAGUAAAUGCACAAAAGCCCUCUUUUGUUAUUGAUCGGGUUCGUUUUGAUUUGGACUCACAGCAAGGACUAUCAGUAGGGCCAGUGGGGCCCUGCAGUGUACAUUUCACACAGCUCCUGCUAAAUCCUGUAAGAGGGAUUGGUUUCGGGAGGUCUGGCACCAGUCUUGGCUUCAUGAUAUGAAAUCAUAUUAGUUUCAGCUUUUUCAGAGUCACACGGAGAAUAGCUACCAAUGAAAUGGCUGGGCACACCUUCAAAGUUUGGUUAUUUAUUUAUUCAGCCUGUUUAUUUGAUUUUUUUAAACUCUGCACCUGAUAACACCCUGAGUUAUUGUCCGGCAAAGAGUGUUUGCAACCUCAGUAAAUUGCUUUGUUCUGUGCAUGCAAACAGUCCAAAUUAGUGGCUGGCUACACACAAAGCGCAUUGUCUCACAACAUAAUGUGUUUUCAAUUAGGAGGCGAUGAGAGAUUUAGCUUAUUCUCGGGAUAGGUAGCUCUUUCUUCGAUAGCUCGAGAGACCAGUAAUUGAUUACCAAGUGUGAAAUGGAAGUUAAGAACAGAGUGUGAGGCUGUGUCCCAGAGGAGAGCACUUUUAAGCAGGCAGGGUGCUUAAGUGGCUCACCUCUCCCUGUACUGACAGCUUGACUUGAAGGUUUCGUCUGCACCCACUGACUCACGGCGUGAUAAGAAAUGCACCUUUCACAGAGCCCUUUAUUUCAACCCAGUGUCAAAUAUCACAGUAAUUACUAUGAUUAAGCCUCGUUGCGGCCAUGCUCCUUAUGAUACCAGUUUGAAUGGACAGCAGCCUGUGAUGACUCACAACCCCUUCAGGAUGCAUUAAUAUCCUCCCACUGGCUAGGACUCUGAAGCAAUGCCUGUCUCCUCGGAGCCUGACAACAUGCAGCUCAUUACAGACAAACUGUCCACCAGGAAACAAACUAUAUUAUGAUAUUGUCAACCGUAUUUAAUUUCAUCACUUGCCUAACUCAAGUGCGUCGAAAGCAACACUCUCAGUCAGCAGCAGGCAGACGGCUCAGUGACCCACACUGCAAGGCUCUGUCAUAUCUAUAAUGUAUCUGUCUCCAUGCUCACAGCCACUUACGACACCAGAUGAAGAGUGAUGCCGCUUGUAAUGUGCGGUCAUUUUCCUGCUGCGGGUGAUAGGGGGUUAAUCGCUCCGAACAGGGUUAAACUGCGAGGAGUGUAUCGUGGUGCUGCAUUGUAACCAAGAAACUCAGUUCGGUCAAGCCAAAUAAUUAACUUCUUGGAGUUGAAUUUCAACUGAUUUAUAAGUUUGCUAAUGCACUGGAUGUAACUUAAAAAAGGAUAGUUUAAAAUUUAAGGAAGGUGCAUUUAGUAGCUUUUGAGUGAAGUGUAGGAUGAGAAGAUGACUAUCUCUAAUAAAUAUGAAAUAAGGCCACAGCCAGCAGCUAGUUAAAGGGAUAUUCCGGCGUAAAAUUAAGUUAGGGUCAAACACACGGUCACACAGAGUUAGACACCCCCUCGAGAUAUGAAUGUUGCCGACUGCUUGCUUCUCUAGAUAUACCAACUUAAGUAACGGCCGCACAAUAGCAAGAUGAGACAUCAGGCCAGUCCAUUACGGACUGCAGCGGGGUGACUCAGCUCAGCUUUAUGAUUAUUACUUUAUCAUUUCCUUGAAGUAAUAAUCACCAUAUUAAUCAUUUUGCACUGCAGAUGCAGUAGUUCUUCUGCCUUUGCGUCUCAGUCUGAUUUCAUUUCCAUGAAGAAAUGAUCAUUAAUGUUCUUCCUUGAGCUGUGUCACCCCGCCUCGGUCGAUGAUGGACUAGCCUGAAGUCUCCGUACAAAACAAGUGGCUGCUGGAGGAGAGUAGGUGAGUUGUGUUUAGUCUCUUUGCUAAAGAAAUCAGGCAAAGCGAAAAAGAUAUUUGGUGGCUAGUACUGUGGCUAGGACCCUAUAUGUACUGUUGAUGAAGUUAGGUGCUGUUCUGAACCUUAUUUGUGGCUAUAGAGUGACUUUUUGGUUGAGGUUUGUGUGUGGCUCCUCAGACCGCUGUGUAUUGCUAUUGUGCGGUCUUUACUAAAGUUGGUAUAACUAGAGAAGCAAGUGCUCGACAAUGUUAAUCUCUCGAGGGGGUGUCUACCUCUGUGUUACCACGUGUUUGACCCUACAUUAAUUUUAGCGAGAAUAUCCCUUUAAUUUAACAGAAAGACUGUACUAGUUUCUAUGGUGUUGCAUUCCCUUUCAUUUGUCAUGAAUAUCAUUAGAUAUUCAUAUUGUGGCAUGACUGUUUUUGUUGUUUAACACCCUUUAAAACGCAGAUAGACAAGGAAAUAUUACACCUUUUUCAGUAUUGACUCUAUACUUCAAAUAGGGAAGUGCUCAUUCUGACAAGCUACAUUACUGCAGGUUGUGUAUCCACCUGAUAAACUUGGCAGGCAAUGGACUGAUGCCCUUGGAUCUCAAUAUUUCACUGCGUCUCAGCCGAGCCAUGUCACACAAUGUGAUGACAUUGUGGACUCGAUGAUGUAACUGGUUAUAGGUUUGAAGUAUGUGCUGCUUCAGCAGAGUGAUGCCUUACUCCCAGAGAUGAAAUAAAGUGUGUCCUGUUUUGUAUUGUGUACCGCGAGAAGAAUUAGUGCCGGUACUCCAAAGCAGCGAAAGAAGCUGUCAAGGUUACAGAGUAAAAUAGGAUUCAACUUGUAAUCCUGUACAUUGUAAAUCUGCCAUUGAUUUGUAAGAAAGUCUUGAAUUAUGUUCCUCUCAGUAUUUUCCUGUUAUUCAUCAUAUAUUUGAAGCAAAGGGCAGGCAGAUACAGAAAUGUCAAAGCAGUGUGCAUCAUCGCAGUAUCAAAAUAUGAUAAUAGAAAGGAAUGGAAGGGAGGCAAAUACAGUUUCACAUUUGCUUUGAGGGCUCCCUGUCAGGUUGGGCCAAAGGGGUCCAAUGUGUAAGUGAAAAGAGUGUCAGGAACUAAUUUCUGGACGUCGUCAUGAACAUUCAUUUUAUCACCAAACAUGAGCAAUUAGGUUUGUUGUAGACACAUUUGGUGUCAUACACAGCAAAUAUGACUGACGCUUAGUGAUUCAAAGUUUAGUAAAACUGAUUAUUUGCAAGUAAUAGUUACAUUUGGUUGUAUGGCUCUGUUUUCAGAGGUCUUUGCGCUUCCAUGCACUCGCUUGUCACAAUGUCACAGCUUUAGGAGGGGACAGCCCCUCCCCUUCAUGUGCAUACAUGAAAAGCCAUUGCAGGGAAAGCAGCAGCGAAAGAAAUCCUCCCUCUUCCCUACAGAACAGAGGAAAUGUCUGUCACCAUACAACACCGUGAAGACCAGACAGCAUAAAAACAGGAGGAGCACGGGAGUUCUAGCAGGCAGUAUAGGCUGGCAGCAGUUUCAGUAUAGUGCUACAAUCACAUUUAACAAUCGGAUAGGUAGACAGCAAUCAGCUGAGCUGUCAGCUGACUGAGGGUUGGCUUAGGAUCAGUUGCCUGAAGCUAAGCUUGACUCAGAGUUAGGGCUGGGCGAUAAACUGAAAAUGUACUCAUACAGAAAUUUACAACAAUAACCAACGUCAUUUUGCCCAUGUCAGUAUAUUCAGUGUCAAAAAAAUAAAUAAAUAAAAGUUGGUUUUGAAUGUGUGAAAGUAGGCUAUGGUCUCAUGCCCCUUUAAGAUGCUGUCCUACGUAAGAGACAUGACUCCACCCCAUCCAGUCUGUAACAAAGAGGGAAAGACAGGUGAGGAGAUGGAGGACGGUUCAAAAGUUGUAGUGGUGGCUGAAGUGGACAAAGUUGAUGCGGGAGGAGGUGAGCAGUUUGUGGAGUAGUUAUCAUCCAUUUAUCGUUAUUGAGGUGAACUGAUCAAUAUAUUGUGAUAUUGAUUUGAGGCCAUAUAGCCCAGCCCUACUUUGUGUCCUGCCCAAACACAUUGAAACAUGAAAAAGUGUAGUGAAUCUACAAGCCUCCUGCUCCCAUUUUAGGAGCCCUUUACAUAUUGUGUUUGAAUAUCUGACUUUGUAACUCACUGUUUUUGUUCUUUUGUUACAUUUAUGGCCUGUAUAAUGUCAGUUUCAUUCCUUUUUGCCCAAAAUUGCUUGUUUAGCACACAUCCUUUAUACAUGGCAGGAGCCUGGAUCGCACAUUCGAGCCCAUUCAAACACACACUCAAACCGGGGGAUACCAACAAAGCUAGUCACAGAGCAGCUCCAUGGGUGGUUUAAAGGGAUAAUGUUGUGUUCAUGCACAACUUGACAGUAACGUGCAAUCCUGUGGCUUGCUUUCUGUCAUGUAUUUGUGAACAAUCUCAGGAUUAUCUUUAACUCUACCAUCUGUUUCCCCACUUUUUAACUCUUAUAAUAAAUAAAUACUUUCACUGCAAACAGCUAAAAGCCAGAUAAAAGAGAGAGGUGUUUUUUUUCAAUGAUUUGUUAGAUGUUGAAAAUAGUUUGAAUUAAUUUAAUUGCAUUUUAUGUCAGUUUUAUCCCUAGCUUUGCCUCUGCAGAUCAUAUUGUUUUCCUAUCCUUUUAGCAUUGUUUUAAGCCCUGAGUUUAGAUACUGUGUUAUAAAUAAGAGAACAAGCAUCCUUAUUUGUGCUAGAGCUGGCCUGAUAUUAGUCAUAAUAGCUAUAAAACACUGGUUCUUAAAUGCUACCCAUGAGGGUCAUUGAUAUGAAUGCAUUGCCUCUGACUCUCCUCCAGCCAGCUGCUCAGCGUUUUCCACGCUAAAUAACUUAGCUUCGCACAAGUUGUGAGACUGCGAUUAGUUAUAUUCCAGUGGGGGAGAGAUUUACAGAGCCAUUUUUUAGUCUGUCCGAGGUAUCAUGCUUUAGAAGUGCUGCAAGAAGACAAAGUAUAUUAAAGCAAUAAGCCACGAGAAGCUGUACUUGACAGUGAUUUUGGAACAGCUUAGAGGCAUUGUUAGGGACUCUUCUGAAAAAGCUGUCAAAUCACUACCCCAAGUAGCUUUACACUGCUAUAAAAUGUCUGCAGUAAAAAAGAAUGUAAAUGUGCCAUAAAUGUAACAGUUUAAUAUCUGCUAUGCCUAAUGUUAUUUCCUCUGUUUGAGUCAUGAUUUGGGGUUGUGGGGUAUUUUACGAGGACUUCAAACAGGCCCGAUCAAAAGUAAAAGGAGAGAUGUUUCCUCUCUUUUUCUGAGGAGCUGUAUGUAAUGAACUUAAAUGAUUUGAAAUCAAAAUUGAUAAAAGUGAGAGCAGACUGUAGUCAUUUAUUUGAACUAGCAGCGAGUUACGCUUGUAAAAAAGAAGUGUCUGUGCUUUGUCGAGUUCUCCUGGUGAAAUAUGCGAUUAAAACACUAAUUAGACUUUAAAGGUUGAAGAUAGGUACAAAAGGAGGAUCAGUCAUUGGCCUUGGUUGAUCCAUAUUAAUGCCACGCUCCUGGAAGUCUCCUACUGACCCGUCCCAAGGUCUAAACUCAGCUUAACUUAAGUUCUGCUUUACGAAUAUUCAUCUGUCUCUCCUGAAGCUUCUGAAGACUGUAGAGGAGGAAAAUGAGCAAUGCUGUUUUAUAACUACAGCCUUAGGCAAAGACAUACAGAGUCAUGUCUUUUAAAAAAUCUGUCAUUAUAUAUUCUCGCAGUAAUACAGCAAAGAGAAAAGACUACUAAGAACUCUCACUGUUUAAAGGGGUCCGGGUUGUUCUUUAAUGUUUUGGAUUUGUCUUCUCUUUGUGAUACUGAGAUCCAUUCAUGUAAGAACCAGCCUUAUCUUUGGUUUUGGUUUCAUUUCUUUAAAAACAAACUUUGAUAUCUUAAAUCUGACAGAAUCAGCCAUGACUUUUAGAAGUUUGGCAUAAGUUUGGCGAUUGUAUAAAAAGGCUGAGUUUCUAUGAGCUGCAAAGGGUUAAUAGUAUCCUAUCCUACAAAGUGAAAAUACCAACAAGAAUGGCUUUUUGUGCUUCUGUUGUUAUAUGAACUGCUGAAUUGAUGGCUUGAUAAGUGUCAUGUUAAAGUUCACAUCCUGGAUGAUAUUUCUCACCCACUUUAUACUUUACUGAUGUAACACAGGAGUUGUUUCAGCAAUACUGUAGGUGUGCACUUCACAGACUGAGCUCAGUUUCAACCUGCACUUUGUUCUUGGUGCAAUGAGCCAUUGAAAUAAGCACUAUGGAAAUUUGGCUCAACCACUGGGCUGGUACUGCUUUCUAGUGGUAGAGGUGAACUGAAAUUGUUUUCUGUUUAUUUUCAUGUGUCAUUGAAGAAUCAUGAGUGUAAUGAGCCUUGUUUGUAGGGGUGUCCAGGUACAACUUUUUUACUUCUGAUACGAUACCAAUAUUGUAGCCUUCGUUACUGGCCGAUACCGAUAUUGAUUCGAUAUUGGCACAAAAUUGUGCAUGACAAGUUUUGCACUUAGCUGCAACUUAUUUUUCAGACUUAAACAAAAUUACUGCCACAUGGCCAACAUCACUCCUAGAUCUUUCUACUUUGUUAGUACCUUAGCAGGGCUCGACAGUGCGACCGUUUCAAUCACAUUUGCAACUAAAAAUAGAUGUGGGCGAAUUGUAAAAUUUAUUUAGGGGCACAUGUGCGAAUAAAAAAAAUCAGCUGAGGCAACAAAUAUUUUUUCAUGUAAAUACUGCAGUGAAGUAAGUUUUAGGUUGCAUAUCCGACAAACACUCAUUGUGGAUCUACUGGUGUCUUCUCACUCUCCAUAACCAGGAAUAACAACAGCAGCACGGCUAAAUCUACCCAGCACCCUAGCUGUCAACAUCAGGUGUUGAAUAAGGGACCAUCAAUAAAUUACCAGUUGAUGUUCUCAGAAAAGGCUGUUUUCCUUCAAAAGCUUCCAUGUCAUGUGACCAAAAGACCAAAGAUUUUUUUUAAAAUUAUAUUUUUAUAAUAUAUAUAUUUUAUAUUAUAUUAUAUAUAUAUUUUUUUUUUUGCUGAUAUCGGACCGAUAUCCGAUAUCAAUAUCGGAUCAGGACAUCCCUAAUUGUUUGUGAAUUCACCUUUGUCCUUUAUAAUUUCUCUUUCAAGCAGCAUUUGAACACUCGCUGGCAAGAUAGGAUUUUUGGUUCAAGUUAAACCAAUCAGUGUUUUUAUAUUGACAAUCACAUGUAUACAUAUAGGGUGAAAAAAGUGUGAUCACAUCAGAUCUUUUUUAAAUAUGGAAAUGGUUGUCUAGAAUUGCUGCUGGAAUCUACAAAAUACUCUACCUGACCUCAACAGGCUGACAAGGAAAGCUCAUAGAAGCUAAAGAUCAAGAUAUUUCUCUAGGGUGUUCGAUCAACACUUCAAGACUACCAGAAGAAGAUUGACUUCAGGGCUUAAACUCGGCUGUAAUUUCUUGUUUGUGUGUCAGUUUUACGUUAACAGCUCAUUUGAAAGCUCCGGGCGCCUGAAAAUUUAAUUAUUCUGUUGUAAGAGGAACCAGAUGUAGCUCAGGUGGAUAAUUAAGUUUGGGUUUGUUUCACAGGAUCAAUGCAUACACUUUAUUUUAAAUGGCUCUUUAGUCCAUUGAUACCUAUUUGUCCUUGUCUCUCUAGCUCCUCCACUCGACAUAAUCAACCAGCCAGUUAGUGAGUUCUGGCACUGAUAGCUGUCACUAGUGAUUCUGGCCUGCACGUCCUCAGCACCUCACAGGCAGUCCGUGUUGUAAAGCUAAUUAAAAAUUUGGACAACGCAUUGUUGUAAACCAAGAAUUGCACCCAAGUUCCGCCUGCAAUGUGAGGAUGGCCUCGUGAAGUAAUGGAGCAACCAAAACAAAAAGAAGAAAAUCAAUAGUCCACUCUGCCUCCAACAUCUUAAUGCCACUCUCAGUGGAGUAGAGAGGGAUGUGUGGAAGUGAUGGAGUCUCUGUCAGUUACUAGACAUCAGAGGAGUUUUUAAUUGAGGCCCCAGUGGGGCUCAGAGGGACAGGAGAGAUGUGGAGAGAGAGCCAGCCCAGUCAGUGUUAGAUGAGGUAGACCAGUUGUGAGGCCGUUUUCUCGCCCACUGUCAUCACUCUCCUCGGCUCGAGCUGGGUGGUACACCGUGAUAUUUUAUCACAGUAAUGUUUUUCCAACAGUCAUGUCACAUAUCCUGUUUUUCUUCUUUGGAUUGAUUACUUUUAGAUUGAUCCCAUUUAUUUCCCAAAGUCAAAGUUAUUAUAAAGUAGCUAUUAAUACAGUUAGGAGUGGCUGGGGAGGAGAAUUUCAUACCUGAUGGAAAUUAAGAGUUCAUCUCACUAGACAGUCUCUCAACAGCUGUUCAGGAUUUUCUGGGUUGAGUCCUGGGGAAUAUUUUUUCUCCGCACUAUGCUCUGUGUGUUUCCCCAAUGUUCUUCCACGGCUGACUUGUCCUUCCAGUCGGACAUGAAAUCAUCUACAAUGUGGAUGCUCAUGUUUUCAAGUAUUCCUCAUUCCAGCUGAAGUAUUUCCUCAUGGUCGGCUCUUGUCUCUAUUAAGCUGUAUGAUAACAUUUCUUCACCCACCUUUUCUUCACAUGCAAAUGUUUGUAGGUAAAAAGAAAAGCCUGUUCUCACCAGUCAGUAGUUAAAAUGCAUUGAGCUGAAGCUUGCUCUACACUUUAAUAUGACAUUUGGAAUCUUUUUCCUACAGUUAAUGUGUCACCAAAUCAGAACCAGAGCACAUUUUUCUACUGGCAUUACAUUUAUCCUGGUUACUCUGUACUCUUCUACCAGAGGCCAUUGUUAAUUGUAUUAUAUAACAUAGAUGUUUAUUAGUGCAGAUACACAUUCUCACACAUUCAUGUCUGUAAAAUGGCCCCUUGCUAGAAUAACAACAAAGCAGCCAACUCUGUGGUGUAUAAUCUCUUAAUUAGUGAGUCUACAGACUAUGGAAUAACCUUCAACUGUAAAGAUAAAAAAACACCCUAACCUUGCCCCAGGCAUAUCUGAGUAAGACCUGAAAUCACCCCUUUAAAUGUACCGGUGACUUAGCUUUCCCUUGUUUCCCCUGCAGACAAAACUGUCACACUAGUUUUCUCUGUAGAAAUGCAUCGUAAGCUUUCUGACAGUAAUUGAGGUAACUUCAGUGAUUCAUUGUCACUCAUUUGUUUACAUGACACCAGUAGCUCUGAAAAAAGGCACAGUGAUGUGCUGCCAACAGCAGAUGUCUCGUUGCAAUAAUAGUUUUUGUCAGUGACAUAUAUUUCUAUAAAGAUGUUCCAUAAAGGUCCAUUUCAUAUACUUUUAAUAGCUGAAGUAAUCACAGGCUUAGUAUUUCUGUCGUGAUCGGCUCGUAUAGUUUCCUUUAGUAUUGCUGUUUUGACCACAAGCUCAGCCAGCUUAGAUGUAAAAGUAUAAUCUUAACGUAUGAGUAUGAUUCACGGUUAUCAUCCUCUUUUUCUUUCAUAAACUUUGGUUGUUCUUGCUUUUUUUGUCUGAAUUCUGAAGCAUCCCUGACAUUGUGACCAGUUUCUUUAAGCACUCACCUCCUCUUCAGACUAAGAGACUGUAAGCAUGAGAAAGAUGUCUUUGUAUGAGUGGAGGGGCGCAGGCUUCAGAUUUUGAUUAGCAAAUGACAAAUAGCUGCAUUUUGUGUCUCUAAGAGGGCUGAUUGUCAUUACAGGAAAAACACCAGUGGCAGCAACACUAGCUACGUUUACAUGGGCAAAAUUUCUUGAUCUGAUCAAAAAAACUGACUCCACUGUUUAUACGGGUGCAAAAUCAAAUAAUACAUUAUAUAGUAAUAUAUACAAUAUAAUAAUCAUGAUGUGUGUAUACAUUCAGCAAGCUUUAUUCAGGUUAGAAGCGCUUGGACAUGCACAGAGUUGUCUGAUUUCGCUAAAACAACCACAAAGGAAGAGUAGUUGGUUUCGGGAAAACGAUUGGCACAAACCACCCCAAUCAAUCAGAAUACAAUUUCUUUCCUAUUGAGGCGAAUUUGAUCAGAAUCUUCUCAACGACAUGUUUACAAGGCACAUUUUUAUUCAGAUUUGGCACUUAUUCAGAUUAUUUGUGCCCAUGUAAACGCAGCUACUGUGUGCAUAAACAGUUUUUCCCCAAACACCAGGCAUUUAUGGAUUAUAGACGGAAAUGGACAGCAUUGCUUUCUACUGACAUCAACAUAGAUUGCACUGUUUCAGUCUUGUGAGAUGAAUGUAGGUUGUGUUGAUUUUGGAGCCCCCUGUGGACAGAGCAGACUCAUUUCUUCUGAUCUUGUCCCAAACAUGUGUUAGAAGUCUGUGUCGAACUCAAAUAACUCCUCUUAUUUCCCUUACAUCUCUCGCUGUGAAUCUUCUUUGUGGGAAAUGUAAACAAAGGUUCUCCCAAACUGUGCACUGCACAUCGUAGAUAACUCCAUCUGACCUGGUCACAGCAUUUUCACGCUUAAAAAAAAACUAAACAGAGAUAUUAAGUCUUCUCUUUGCCGUUCUGGUUUGCUCCUGUAGGGGAUAUAGAGGCAUCAAUAUUAAUUUCAGUCUGUUCAUUCAUAACCAGUUAAGGACUCCUGACAGCAGGUUUAAGAUGAUUAACUUGGUAAUAAGCCCAAGCCAUGGAGGAUUGGACUGUGUUUAAUAAGCUAAAUAAUCAAUGUCUCAACUGUGACUCAUGAAUUUUUUUUUAAUAGAUGAAAAACUUGUUCGACAAAUGUUUUUAAAACUUCUGGUCAUAUUGUUUUCAACACAUAAUAAAUAAUACUCGAGAAAAACACGAUCUCAGCGGGAAUGUAAAAUCAAGCUCGCUCCGCCUCGGUGCCUAAUAACCUUUCUUAAUAGCGUGAGACCGCUGGACGGCAGGGGAUCUUUGUCUGUGGAUCAAUCAGGUUAAAGUCAGACUCAUUUUACCAGCUUUCCUCACACACUCAUCUUUCUGAAAACAUACCUCUGCUCUACAAGCAGAGUGUCUGUGGGCGGUGGGCCAGCCUUCCUCUGGAGAAAGGUCAGUAGCAGCCUGUCGUGUCUGAAAGACAGCUUACGAGGUGAGAGUAGACUUAGACCACCACACCUCAUUGUGAUUCCGGCCAAGUCCAGCGAUCACACAGUGACCGGCUUUAAUGCGUGCUUGCUUGCCAACCUGCAAACUUAUUCACCUGUUUGUUUUUUCUUUCACUUAGGUCGCCCUAUCAUUCACCUGCUUACCCCAUCCCUCCAAUCUUCUCUGACUCACUAACUCAUCCUCCUCCCGCUCACCCUCCACCCCUGCCCCUGCCACCAACAGAUGGCUUUUAUAGUUCUCCUGCUGAGGGAAAAAAAGAGAGCUGUUAGAAACUUUAUUCCUAUAAAUGCAGAGCCAUUACUCUGUUUUAAUGUGCACGUCUGCACAACAUACACUUGUGUUUGCCACGAGCGCAUGGCGUCAGGGGAAGGGCAAUAAUGUCAGACAAAUUGUGUAAGUAAAUGGGCGCUAGGUCGUCCCGGAGACGAGCGCAUCGCCUCCCUGCAUGCCAAUAAGACAGCGAGGUAGCAUCUCGGUGAAAAGCAAUUUAUUGAAAUGCAAAAAGAGGAGAGAAGGCUCAGAGCAAAGAUGCUGACAGGACAAAAACCUGUCGCCAUCCAUCUCAGUUUGCCAAGUUUCCCCUCUAAAAGUGAGCUAGUCAUCCUCUCACAGUGAGGAGAUGUGUUCCCAAGAAAUAUAGCAAGAACAUCUGUUGUGCCUGUGUGUUCACAAGCUUUUCAUUCUGUGCCCCGAAUAAGGGAGGGUUUAGAGGUUUUGAUUGACAUCUUCAAGGUUAAUAAUAAAGGCAAGUAAUUGAAACUGAAGCUGAAACAAAUUCAAAGUCAUUCGUUCAAUAUAAUCCUAAUAUUCAUGCUCAUGUUUUCCAUUCUGGCUAAUCCGUGUCCUCUGACACCAAGGCCAUCUUUUUUCCAUUAGCACUGUUGUUAUUGUUCCUGCCAAUCUCAUUCCUGAGAGAUCGACGCUGCUGCUCAGGAACUGAAUAAAGAAGUUUAAAUCACCAGCGUCUGUGAGCCUGUUUGCUCUCGCUGAGGUAGUAUGCAUCAAUCACUUCACCACUGUUGUGUGAAUGUGAUUUAAGCGUGAGCUCUCGUUUUGUCUCACUGAGUUUUAUAUCUCAUUCACUUCACUGUUCUUCCCGGCCUUACUGUAUUGUCUGAAUGAAUGUCUUUCUCUCUGCCAUGUGACUCGUUUUUAGAGAGAUAUAUAAGCCUAUUUCAACUGCAAUGGGUCUGGUUGUGCCUCUCUGGUCUCAGGGGCUGUGUAGCCCUCAAGCAGGGCCGGGCCCUGCUGCUGCUGCUCACCCCCUGGGCGAGCCUCCAGUCCACCACGACCUCUGUGAUCAACACUGCUUCUCUACAGGUCCUCCUCUUUCUUCCUCUAUUGUCACAACCAAGCGGAGGAAGGUCAGGUUGUUCAUCUUGACAAUGAAAGUAAAACCUAAUUGACUCGUCCUCUCCUCUUCCUCAUUCCCGCAGCUUGUCUACAAUGAGCCUUGAGGCUCUUUUUAGCCUGAAGCCAUCCUUCUGUCAAGGGACAUUGUUCUCCUUUGGUUGCAGCUUAAGAGGCUAGGUUUCUUCUAGGCAGGUAAAACUGGGCUGACAGUGUGAGAGAAAGCAGCUUUGAUCUCCACUGUCUUCACAUUGCAGAACCAGGAUGACAGGCAAGGGAGUCUUAGGAGCACUUUAUUCCUCCAAAGGUGCUGAAGAGAAAACACUCAGGCUUGUAAAAAUGCCUGCAAAGCUUGGCUCUCACAUUCACUGAAGCCCAAACAAUACCUAAGCCGGCCCCUUGCGAGUCCCCUAUAGGGUCUUCCAGAGACUUAGGGAGCCUCAUUUCUCACUCGUGAUGUGCCCUAUGUUAGAGGCUCCAUAUGGAGGUGGUGUUUUAUCAUACUCUCGCCUGCCCCCAUUAAAUAUCUAUUUUUACCGUAGCAGUCUGCUGUGGCCUCCUGUGAUACACAAAACACCUACGACGAAGCACCAGCUUUGAUCAGUAACAGUGGAUGUGCUGCAGGUGUGGUCUUUGUAACGUAUCAAAACACUGUUCGCAUGUUAUGUUACGUUUGUAGCAACAAAUGUAGUUUUUUUUGAGAAACUGGGUAGAGAAUAAAAAGUCUACAAGGGUUGAACACAAUAAAAAAAUCACACUGUACUCAAAAUAUAAUAACAGGCGGUACAACUGCACUCACUUCUUUAGUCCAAUGUCCCAUUAUGUUGAAAAAGAGCUUCAGAAACUACAUCCUGCAUGCUUUUUAGGAAGGCUUUUUCUGAUUGAAUUCGCUCAAAGUGCAGGUAAGAAUUAGAAUAACUUCAUUGAUCCUCCAAGGGAAAUUCAAUUGUCUGUCGUCUCAUUUGUCAUGUCUAAAAAGUCAUCUACUACAUCCAGUACUAGCCAUCUAGUCAUCUAGUACCUGUCAUCUAGUCAUCUGUUCACAUAUAAAAAGAUACUUCAUCAGUGUUAAGACUGAUCUUGGUGCUGUUGUGGGCUUCAGUAUAUAACAAAACAAUCUAUAAAUGAAAACAUGAAUACCAGGAGCUAAUUGUUUUUUGUUGUUGCCUUCAUCUUUACAGAUUUGCUAAGUAGUUCUUUAGAUUUUUUUCACCAAAUCUGAUCAUUGUAAACAUGAAAGCAAUCUUAAUAGAUUUUUAAAUACCAUGGAAAGCAAAACAGGGCUUACAAAAAUGCAGCAGCACAGUGCAAAGUUAAAGUUAGAGAUAAAGUGCAGCUUUACUGACAUGCUUAAGAUUGUAUAAUCUUUAAAGAAAUCACAGUUUGCAUAUGCUUAAAAGUGCAGAAUUUUCCCAUGACUCCGGGCUUUCAGAUAGUUUUUGAUUUUUGAGAACAUAAGAAAUUGUAAUAAUACUCACUGAGCCUGCAAUAUCCUUUUUUAAUGUUAACUUAUUAACUGACAUUUAAUGUUGGCAUCAGUGAAAGCAGGAGGGUGUUAUCAGUAAGAAAAACCCUAGUCCUAGAGCUUAGGUCUACCAUAAUUACAAUAGUCUCCCUCUUCUCUAUAUUCAUGUCCUAUCGGCUCAUAUAAACCUUAGACAAACUUUACAAUAUUAACAUGUUCUCCUAUGUGUGCCAAAUAUUCACAGUCUCUCAAAAAAACACCAAGUGUGAAGUGAAGUUUAGCCUGUUUGGUGCAGCUCUGAAGACUGCAGACUCUGGGUAAUGUGACAGUGCAGCCUAAAGCACUCCAUCCUUCCCCUUGCACUAAGGGAAUAGGGAAUGGGGGAAAGGGAGGAUAGGUAAACAGAGCCAUUAGAGACAAAUCUAUUUCUGAAGAAAACAAAAUCACAUCAUCAAACAAGAGAAAAAGAAAAAUAUGAUCCUGCAGCCCUUUGGGCCCCGGCGCAGCAAUGAUAGCCGACUAUGGCAUUUGUCUUUAUCAGUCUGCCUUGAGGGAGGGAGAGUGUGGUGGGAAGGUGUGAGGAUAAAAGAGAAUAAGGAGUCAAUGGAAACAAAGAGGAUGCUGUCGUCUUCACCUGAGCUAAAAGCUAGACACAUUCAUUACUUUUCUGACUUUAUAAGACGUGAACAGCUCAUGUAUGAUUAUUUCUCUGUCAUACAUGUUCUGCGCGGCUCACUGACGGUAUGAAGUGGCUCUCAGAUGGUCAUUCUUUAAAUAUAACAGAGUGAAGGGCUCGGUGGACAGCGAGCCACAGCACCAUCCGUCAUGACUAGCCCGGGGAGGCAUACACAGCUUCAUCAAAAUGACAAGAUUGACUUUCCAGAUUUUAUCUUUUCUCUGUGACAUUUGGUUGUUUAUCCUGCUUUGCAACAGCAGCACCAGAGAGUCUUUGUGGUGCCCUUUGUAUAGAGAGAUGCUCUUAAAAACAGAUUUAUAUAAAUAAGGUUAAAUAUACAUAAAGAUCGCAUGAUAAGAUGGAAAAAUUUACAUGAAACAUGUAAAAAUUUACAUAUAUGCGUAUUAUAAAUAUUGUAAUCUCUGCCUGAGCAUAAAUAACCUCUUUAGGAUUGUAUUAAAAUUGAAUUAGAGGCAGUGAUUCUUUAUUACUGUACUUUCACAAAGCAUAGGUGUGAAUGCGUUAUGGUAGCAUACUCAUAUUUCUUCCUUGCUGAUGCUGUGAGGGUGAAAUGUCUACUUAAGCAGUUGAAUAAAUACCUAACAUAGCUUAGGCUGAUUGGUAAUUGGCAUAAUUAACAGUUGUUUAAUUAUAAAUCAAAGCAUUGGGCCAAUAAAGAUGAUGAUAUUUAGGAUUAUACUGAAGAAACAUGAAGGAAUCCUUUUUUUAGAAUACAAAAAAUACUGUUAUGCUAUAUAACUUUGAUUUAAAGUUGUUUAGAAAAUGUAAUCCAAAUUACAUUCAUGAACCGAGCCCAAUGUUGGAGUGAACAAGAAAUAAACUGAUCACCAAAGUCUUUAGACUUACCAUAAAUGACUAUGCAAAAUACCAUGGGAAUUCAUCCAAUGGUGGUUUGGAUGGUUGUUGUUCUUCCAGUCCGAUGCAUUUGUAGUGGACCAACUAACAGGCAGACCAACAUUUCCAUCCUGGAGCCAAGCAAGCCUUGCUUAAAACAACAGCAGAAUAAAGACUGAAGCGUUUUUUUUUAAUUGCCCUGUUUUAUCAUUGGUGGGUACAUGUAGCACCUCCUUCUCCUCCCCUCUAUGGCCGACCGUGUCCUUUCAUUAACUCCGUUUCGUAGGACAAUCAGUAACAUUUGUUUCUCACAUCACAUGGACUGGAUUUUCAUCUGAGAAUUCAUCCCCUCCAAAAGGACGCCUCUAUUUGCCCUCCAUCUUGGCUGGUCUGUGUUAUAGGCUGUCUGCCUGUCUUCAUAGCUGUUGCCAAGUCCUUACAGAUGCUUCAUCAUUUCCUCUUUCCAGUGCCAGUCAUCUUUCAGUCUUUUUUUUUUUUCAUUAUUAUCUGCCCAGAGCGGGCGCUCUCUGAAGGAGGCCUGUUUGUGCUACAGCCAGACUCACAGCCAUUUAGCAGCUCUGCUGUUUUCUUUUCUGCUCCCUCUGUUCAGUUUGAAUACCCAAGGGAAAUUUCCUCUAUGUCUCUGAUAUCCUUUUUCUGUGCUGCUGACCGGUUCUAUUUUUUCACAUCAGUUAGCAGUUUGCCAAAAUAGUCGCACUUAAUUUUUAUGCCUAAUUCUCUCCUGUGUCUUGAAAAAAAGUCUAAUAUUUAUGUUGAAUUAUCUAAUCUCAGUUUACCUUAUUCCUGUUUGGAAAAUAUCACAACGUACCGAUGGUUUAUUUUCUUUAUAGUAUUAAUAUUGUAAACAUAAAGUAGUUAUAGAAUAUUAAAGAACAGCAGCAGAACAUGGUAGAUCUGAGCAAUGUGUAGCAGAUUGCAGGGGGUGGGAUAGUUAGCGCCAACAUCCCCUUAAUGCUGUGCCAAUGCUGUUUGAGUGAAAUGACAACACAGCCUCGUGCGUCUGGUAAGCUAUGUGCCAUCUGGACUCAAUUGAAGGACUCAAGAGUCUUAAUUGGACACUGGUAAAGAAGCUCUUACUCCUUGCACAUAAAACAACUCUCUGGCAGCUCGUCCCUGCUUUGUCUGACAGUCCCACUGUUUCUGAAAGUCAAACCUGAUACCCAGAUGAUAUCCCAAUGAUGACAGCAAUGAUGAUGGCAAUAAUCAUCAUCGGUGUCAUCAUGUUGUGCUUUAGCAGUUCUGCUGUCUGGAUAAUUCAGGAUUUUUAUGACAACUUCCUCUGUCAGCAAAUUCGUCAAAUUGCAAAAUAAUGGUGAUGGAUGCAGCAAUGACAGUUGUGCUCUUAUUUUAGCUUGGCAAGAGUGAAUAAUGAGGCUCUCCCUUCACCCCUCUCCUCUCCCCUCCCCUCCUCUCACUCUCCCUCUGCCCUUUGCUUCAGGUCAGAACAUCGCGUUCCCCCCAGUGGCCCUGUGGGUAACUGUUGGCCUGGCCGUGUGUCUGCUGGUGCUGCUCAUUGCCCUGGCUGCUGUCUGCCGCAGGAAGAUCAAGGAGAGCUGCGAGGAAGCCAGGAGAGAAGGUGGAUAGGAAGGGAAACACACCAGCGUAUAUUCUGAAAAAGAAGUACAAUUCAAUUGGUGUUCUGUUUAACAGCCAUGUUUAAUCCUCCAGAUUAGAUAAAAGCAUGUUUUAAGCAUGCCGUGCCUUCAUUAGGUGUAAUCUGAAAUCUCUGGCUACACUGGAGCUAUGUGCGCUAAAGAUAAAGUAAUUGAAUAGUUUUGUGUUUUUUUCUUGGACCGUGUUGGCCUUUUGUGAACACAGUUCAAGGGCUUACUGAAUAAUGGAUGCUAACCUAUCAUUCUCCUUUCAACCCUUCUCAGGGCCUUCAUUAAAAUGCAGAAUGACUCCUUAAACUCUUCAGAUAGCGGACCAGUAAAUGAUAUGCAUAAUUGCGACGCGUUGCCUCGAUCAUGUGGGAGGCAGCGCAAGAGCGUGCGAGAGAGGGAUAGAGCACAAAGCAGUGAUGAGAUGUUAACUGCUCAAGGAACUUUGAGAAUCCAGAGGGAGUGCUGCUUAAUGCGUAUAGGCAGGAUCUCAGAUGGUGGGACACAUAUCUUCAGCAAAGAGGAACAUCAUUACUCGGGUCCAGUAAUUAGCGUUGCGGAAUAGCCGAGGAUUGCCGCAAGUGCAAAAAGAAAAAGUUUUGAAACGAGAUAGAUAGUGCAGAGCCACCAGCUCUGCUGUAAUGAGAUCUGCUCAGAGUGGAGGAGACAUUUAAAUAAAGGUCAGCCAGUGUCUGCACCGGGGCCCAGAGGUUUGAAAAUAAAUAUGGAAGUGACACAGACUCAGAGGAAAGAGUAAAUAACUCCAUGGAACAUAUGAAAUCAAAUGAAAUGGAAAGAGAAAAAUAUAAUGCAGUCCCUCCCACAGGGCAAAAGGCUCCCAGGGUUGUGAGGGCCUUUUGUUCAUUCGGGUGGAUGAGGAGUUGCGUUGCUUGCCCACAGCUCCAACACCAAAGGCUGGGCUGAUUAUGUGGCCAUCCACUGUCUGCUUUAUUGAAAUGUUAAGUCUUAUUCUGUCCCCUGCCAGCAAUGCUUCUUCAGCCACUGAUGUUUUCCAAGCACGAACCCGAGGAGUGGGGGGACGCUGACUUAUUCACAUAUCAUGCAGGCCCUUGUACUCUGGAUAGAAUGAUAUUGUAUGAAUACAGAUGUGGAGGGGCUUAAAAUAGGUUUGUCUGCGAACACAUCCAGAGCUGUAGGGGAGGGUAGAAAGCCGAGAAGUGCAACUUAAUUGUGGUUGUCUUAUCUUUUAACAGUGUUCUCUGGUAUUGCCAGAUUGAAGUGGACUCUCUCUACUCUGUGUCUUCGCAGCGUUGGUCUGAGGGUCAGGGAAAGUGGAGAAGCGAGAGAUUCAUUUUUCUUCGCUGUCAAAACAUAUGUGGAAAACCCAGUGUGUAGUGUAACAGAGAAGAGCAGCUUGUGGUAUUGCAGUUGUAAGUGCAACCUCAAUUUCAGAGGCAGUGUUGUCUCGACACGAUCAUGACUCUCUUCUCUCUGAUGUGUUUUUUUUUAUAUAUAUUCUUUAAUCCCUCUUUCUUUGUCCUGCCCUUACAGAAUGGCUGUGGAUUUUAUAUAUGCCCACUGUGACCUAUUCAGGGCCACCAAGCUCAUUUUACAUUUAGAUAGGCAUGUGAUUUAAUCAAACCCACGCAUGCAGAUCAUGUGUAGGUGACAUGAGCUGGGUCUCCCCUGUGCGACGGAUGAAAGUCAUGAGGGAAGCAGUGUUUCCCCGAGGGGUUUUACCCCAGUUGUGCAUGUGUUAUUUCAGGGUUUAGAUCUCUGGUUUACAGUGAUUUAUUGUCUUGGUGUGUAUGUGACUCACAUGAAACAACAGACACAAAGAUUUAAUUCACUGUAAGUCUGUGUACGAUAUCCUGCAAAAUAUAAAAUCCCUGAUAAAUAUAUUGAGAAUUGAAGCCGACUCUUUUUCAAAUUAGCAAACUAGUUAAUUUUUAGUCAUGAAGAGGUGGAAUUCAAAGGAAAGAAUUAAAUCCGACAGAAAAUGGUGCUGUCAUUAAGCUUUAUGCCUUAUUAUGCACAGAGGAUUUAAAAGAAGAAGGUUUUCGUGUUUGAGGGAACACACAUGAAUUAAUUAAAGACAGUAAUCAGUGUAUUUAUAGGUCUAUAGGUUUGCAAACUGGGGCCAUUUGCUUUUGCUUGCACACGAAAAUGCAGCAGUUAAAAGACAUUCAGGAGAAGCGUUGCACCAUUUCUGUGUGGGGGGAAUCAUAGAGACAGAAAGGGAGGAUGAUGAGGAAGAGUAACACUCUUCUGGCUUCACCGAGUAGCUGUCUCUGUCCCCUGACUCUGUCAUCUUUUAUGUGGUUUGUCCAGCUUUUGCACUUAAGCCAUAACCACACUUCUUCCCCCUACACACACAGUUGGGAUGCAGCCAACAUGGGCAUAAAAUUGUAACACUCUGAAUGUACAAGGGCAGCAGUUCUCACUCCCUGUCCUGUGGAUGCCCUCGUCUUCACCCUGACUUUAAGGUGCCUUUAAAUGAGCCUCGCUCUCUGUUCCCCGAGGUAUUUCUACUGCUGCCUCAGUGGUGAUACUGUUGGUCGAUUUGGAGGUGUGGAGUGAAACGGUGAAGGAAAACAGGCUCACACAUCAGUAGGGAUGCUGCUCCACUAUUUUUUAUGGUGUGAGGUUGUGGUAUGUUUGUUUAUGGAAAGUUUUUACUCAGUAAAGCACAAAUAAAGCAAUGUUUAAAGAAGGUUAAUGUAACUUUGGAACACAUUACUUGACGCCUAUCUCUAUAACGCAUUAUGAAUAUGUGUAUAAUGCAUUAUAAUCACGUUAUAGCUCUGUAUAACUAUAGUUAUAAACACUCAUAAAUGAUCUUAACACUUUAUAGCAAUAAUCAUAAGACAUUAUAAAGCAUUUUAUCAUGACUUACAAGGUCAGGUAUUAUAAUGUUUUAUAACUGUUAACAACUCACUGACAAUGCCCACAUAGAUAAUGCAUCAUACAUGUAUUUAUGAUGUGUUGUGAUUUGCUCAUAAACUUGUAUAACUAUCAUUAUAAACACUCAUAAAUGAUCAUAAUGCCUUAUAACAAUAACCAUAACACAUUAUAAUACCUGACCUUGUAAGUCAUGAUAAAAUGCUUCAUAAUGUGUUUUUAUCAAUGCUAUAUAAAGCAUUAUGAUCAUUUAUGAGUGUUUAUAACUAUAGUUAUACAGUGCUAUAACGUGACUAUAACACAUUAUACAUAUAUUUAUAAUGCGUUAUAGAGAUAGGCUUCAAGUAAAGUGUUACCGUAACGUUUUCAGAAUGCUUGAGCAGAAACUCCCCGUAGCUCUAUAACCAAAGCCACGCCUGUAAUGGCGAAUGAUCGAGCCACAAUCAUAAAUGGGCUUAUAUACUGUGAAUAUUAUAGUAAUAUGUGAUUAAAUUAAGUUUGUGAUAAAAUCAGAUUUCAAAAUUCAACACAGCAACAAGGAGGAUUUUCUGAGGACUGCAGAGUGGGUGGACGUGUGCAUACAAAUGCUGUUUGAAUCUGCAAACUGUGUUCAGCUGCAGUAAUAAUAAGGAUUUUUGCUUAAUUUCCCCAGAGGAUUAUAGUCUUUGCCAUCAAAGUCAUGGAAAAUCCAGAAUAUGCCCAGGAAUAAAAACAAAUGAAUUGUGUUGCCUUGACAUUUAAUUUUGUUCAAUUAUCAGUUUAAUCUCACAUAUCAGAGGCUGAAUUGUGAAUCUCAGGCUCAAUUGAGGUUGAAAUAGUGUCAGGGAAUUAAUAUCAGCCACUUGAAUACUCUGUCUCAGUCCUAUUUUUAGCCUGCUUGUGUAUGUGUGUGUGUGCACAUGCAUGAGACGUGCAUAUGUAAGUGUGACAGCCUUCACCAGGUUGCCUCUCGAACUCUUGACAGUGGGUUUUCAGAAAGCCAGCAGCUAAAGCCUAAUGUGAUUACUGUCUUUGUGAAAGGGCUGGAUAAGAGGUUAAAGGGGUGGGUAAGGCUAUGUGUGUAGAUAUAUAUGUGUGUCUGUGUGCGUGUGUGUGUGUGUGUGGGACGUGGUGGGGGUACCAUUGUGGGGAUUUUCGUCGUCAUAUAGUUCUCUCAACACAUCUUGUCCUUUGAGCUGUGAAGGAUCAGCUCACCAUAGGCGUGUGAUGAAGUGACUACAUUGUGUGACAGUCUUUGUGCUGUGGAACCCGCUGAUAAUGACUUCUCUGUCUUUCCACAGCUGAAGAGGCCAAAGAGCUGGAAGAAGAGGAGUCAAAGACAGGUCAGCCAAUCCACACCUGGUCAAGACUCAGCCUCUGAGAGCAUCAGGGACUCACUGUCUGCUUUAGCCUUCAGUGCUGCUCAAGGGAAAAAAAGCAGAAUUUAGAAAAUUCACUUGUUAAAAUUUCCAACCCUUAUGUGUGUUAGGGUCUUGCAUUGCUAUUCACCCCACUCAGUUUUCACAUUUACACUGACACAAAGUGAACAUUCAUAUUAACUCAUUUUGGCUUUUAACCUUAAAUUAACCAAAAAGAUCAAUAUGGAAAUUGCAAAAAAAAAUAUAUAUAUAUAUGAGUGCAUAAAUUAACUUUACAACAGUUGGAUUCACAGCAAGCACACAGCAUUUUAAGUUUGAUCUUACUUACACUUAUCCUGUUAGAUGGUCUUAAUUUUUUAUUUAAAUUUAAGUUUUGAACAUCCUCAUUUGGUGUACAUCAAUUCAAAUCAAAGCAAACUGCUGUAAAGAGCAGAAACAUGAAAAGAAAACAAGAGAAAAAAGAAAAAAAAAAAUACAAGACUUUACUUGUUCUCUGCUUGUGUGCAGCAGAGAAUCAGAGGAAUUACAGUUUAGCUACUGCUGAUUUUUACCUAAAGUCUGAUCUGAGUGGUUUAAGUGUUGAUAAACUCAAUCUAACUUCUCCAAUAGUCCUCAAACACAUCACUCUUCAAUCUCAAUGUAAGAGACAGUUUUUCCAUAACAAGUAUAUCAUGCAUUACCUUCAACCAAUCUGCUGUUGAAAGUGGACCUUGACACAGCCACUUUUUUGUUACAGCUUUUUUUACUAGUCACCAACAUGACUCAAUACUAAUAUGCUUUAGAAAAACCCUGGAUUUGAGGUGACAUCUGUCCCAGGUACAUCACUUUAAAACAAAAUUCCCUCUUAGUUUUCAAGACCUUUUACAUGCUGUCUCUGAUUGACUUCUAGUAAAUUUGAAUUGUGAACAGUUCCAAAAUACAUGGUAGUGGUUUGUUCUCGUCAUCCCACGGCCUCUCCAACAGUCCAUCUGGCCCUCUGUAUGCUUCAGUGCUGGUUUUAUGAAGAAUCUUACAAGGUUUUUCCAGUUGAACUCUUGGCCUUAAUUUUUUUAACAUGCAAAGUAUCUUCAAAAACUUAAUCAAUAGAUAUCUUCAAACGUAUAGUGUAUUCUAUUUUUACAAACUGGGAAGAGAAUUGAAGCGACAACACAAAAGUCAACCACAGAGUGUUAUGUCUGUCUUAUUGAAAAGUAAAUCCAGGCAGCAGGGAGACAGAGAUGCAAGAAAAUAAGUCAUUGAAUGUUAAGUUUGUUUACUGAUGUGUGAGUGAACGCUGAUGAAGCAUGAGGGCACGUGAGAAAUGAAACCAGCUCCAGGCACCAAAUCCAUUCAGCACAGCGACCCUGUGGCAUCACUUCUCCAGGUUUUGUGACUGUGCGAGUGUUUGAGGCAGGGGGAAAGAGACAAGCUCGCUAAUUUAGCGAUGCCAACAAGCUGUUUUACAUUACAUGUUCCCCCAAAGCUACAGCCAUAACAGUGAAAUCUAUCGUGUCUAUAAAUUUAAUGGUAACAAGUUCUACAAUUUCCAAGUUUCUCGAAAUGACAACAACAGCGCUGCCGUGUCCUGCACUCAAAUGAUCCUGUUUACCAAGACGAAUUGAUUUUGCUCUGAGUCCUGGCUGAAAUGUGUUAUGCAUAUUGUUGUCACCUGGAAUAAGCUGCUUGAAUUUUUAUGAUGAAAAUUCCAGUGAAAUGGACCGACAACGCCUGUGACAGUCUGUCCCCCGAUUAAUGCUGCAUUAGGCUUUGCAAAACACCACUCUUUCCAAUCUAACUAGUGCAAACCAAUCAAUAAAGACAAUACCCACUUAGAACUCAGCAGCACUUUUGGAAAAUUUGCCCCUCAGCAGUGAGACAUUUCACAAAGUGUUCAAAGCCGAGCAUUUAAACAUGAAAAUAAAGAUGAAGAAGAGUCUACAGCCUGCAAAGGCUCUGUGAAGCUGCUCUCAAGUUGAACGGUGCCUUGAACUGAAAGCAAACACCAAACAUGCUGAUGUUAAACAUGCUCACUAACUUCAUUUAAUGAUUUAGUCUGUUUACAUUUCAGAGUUAGGGUUUAAAAAUACAAAGGGAUGCAAGAACUGGAGUCUCUUAUGGUUGCCUGACAAGAUUUCAGGUACAUAUUGCAAGGAAAUAAUCGAGCAGAUUACAGAUUACACCUAAAACAUGUUUUACUCUUUGGAUUGAUCAAAUGAUAAAGUGUAGAGGUGCUGAAAGGAAGGUGAAUUUAUUCUGAAAGAACCAAGCUAGCUGUUCCCCUUGAGGUUUUUGAGUCUGACUGAGUUAACAGACUAGCUGUUAGCUUCUGUAAAUACACAGGAUUAUUUUUUUUUUUAAUUAUCUCAUCUAACUAGUCUUUAAUAAGUAUUAAGUGAAAUUCAUGAGAUUUGUGCAUUUCCAUUUGAAAGAAGUUAUAGGUUUCCCUCAAUUCUCAUCUUUUGCUUUUCAGUAAUUCUAGUGGACCAGAACUUGUGCGUCUCGGUGUGCCUCUAUUUCUGUGAUGAGAGUUAUGUGAUAUUUUGCUAAGUGUGACCUUAUAAGUCCAGAAUUAAUUUCCCUAUUAGCAAGCAGAGCAAGCUUUCUUCUGCCUGCUUGCCCAGCCUGAGCGCCUACCCCUCACAAACCUGAGCGGUUCUCCCUCAAGCGUUAAUGUCAUUAGAGUUAUUCAUUUGACUCCUUCUUUAGUCUGAUUGAAUUAUUUAGCCUUUCUGUGAACGGCAAAGUUAAUACCAUGUGAUUUUAAUAAGCUGAGAGGUGACUGGGAGUCUCUGAGUGAAGGGGGACAAUGACUUUUAUUCUCUAAUGCCUCUCUCAUGAAUGUUUCAGAAAGAUCUGUGCAGCCAGGAGCAGGGUCAGCUAUCCCCCAACUAGAGAGGCUUCAUAGUUCAGCUGUAGCUAAAGGGAACUUGGAACCGGGGACUUGAAAUAGGAGACUGUAGUUUGCAUGUCUUGAAGUGACAAGACAACAACUUGCAGCAAACCCUUGCUCUCUCCCCGCCUCUUGUCACCAUCCACGCACCUGGUUGAUCCAGGUGGACGUUGUGGGCGGUGAGCUGGUGAAGUCAAGUUAAUGGCCCUGCCUUCUGAGAUCACUCUGUAAGCACUCCAGACAGGGAGCUUUGUUUUGCCAUCUGGCUCCAAUUGCGCUGACAAAAGCAGAGGUUCCUGCAUGAGACAAUGGAGCUGAAAUGAGCCCCACUUUAAUAAACCCAGGAUGAUGGGGAGCCACGUUUGUGUGUUAUCUUAAUGAGCUGUCCAAAGGAGAGCGUGCCUCCCUUUUCAAAGCCAGCCUGAUUCGAACAAUAACCAGUGAUAACUAGGGACCUGUGCCCAUUUAUUUGCAAUAGGGUUGGGUCUCUUUGUUGCCUUUAUAGCAGAGGCAAAUAAUGUUUAACAAACAGCAGAGCUCGAAUUUUGGAUUUAGCUGCAUCCCCUUUACACAUACACAUACACUGAAGGGCAAAGUGACACACACAUGUGCGCACACACACACAGAUAAAAGCACUUUGAUACACUAAUCUACAUCCACAUUUAGAGACGUGCGGUGUGUAUGCGUCGUGCUGGCUUCAUCCCUCACCUCCCCACCUCCUCUCUGAAAUGUGUUCAGUAAUCUGAGCAUGAUGUGCUGUUUAGAGGGGGCUGCAGUCACGCAAGUGCAGCUCCUCCUGUCAGAAGCUGGCUUUAGUUUGUGUGCACUAGCCCCUGUCUCCCUAAAUCCUGGACUCUAAGGAGUCAGGGCCUUAGCAACAAGGCACUGGAAGAGAGUGUUAGUCAGUGACCCAGUUCUUUCAUAGACAAAGAAUUGUCGAAAAGAACAAUUUGACACGCCCUCUGAAGAGGAAGCUCCAUGAGAAAAACGGUUUUAUUAACCCUCCUUAGCUGAAGCAAGGUCCUGUGAAGGUGGAAAGUUUGAGAAUUUCAGGCAUUAUAAAUCUGAUAGCAGAAGGAAGCUCCACCCUCCUUUGUCUUCCGCCUCCUUCAUGCCAAGGCCAGCUAUGAAAGAUGGAUAACAGUCUCUAAAAUCAUAUUAAAACCUAAAGCCCAGGAGCUCAUCACCUUAAAUGUUGUGUUGAUUUUAAGAAGCUUGCCAGGUUAAGGUGACUCUUGAGCAGUUAGACAGAAACAAGGACAGCUGUACCAGAGUCAAAGUCACCUCUGUGCUUAUUACAUCCCCUUCUGUCUUGUCUAUUGAGUUAUUCACAUAACAGUGAAAAUACAACCCCUGUAUGCAAGAGGAACAUAAUUUUCACCUUAUGUCUCUCAUGGGACGUUGAGUGUCGCAUGUUAUGUGCACCAAUAAACCAUUUAUAUUUUUCAGUGAGGGUUACAGCAGUAUAUCAUAUAAGAUUACACUUAUAUUCUUAAUUUUCUCUGCCUAUGUCCUCAAUCAUGUAUGCUUUAAGUUUGGUAAGGUGAAUUCAAAUUUAGAGGGCAAAUUCACAAAACAAACAAAAACUUUUAGCUUGGAUUUCAGGUGCUACUUUCUGUUUGUGUUUGUUUAAAUCAUUUAAAAUCCCCUUUUUAAAAGUUAAGUGAUCAUGUCCAAAUGAUUCAGUAGUGUCAUGUUGAGUUUUGGGGUCCUAUGAAACUACAUUUCCUCCAACAGACACUAAUUUUCUAACCACAGUAAAAAAAAUAUCUCUAUAUAUAAAUAUAUAAUGUUGGAUAUAAAUGAUAUACUGUGUUAUCAGAUUUGGAAACUAUUUUUAGGAUGGAAAUGUACCCAAGAUUUUUUGAAACCCUUAAUGUGAAUAACUUUUGAGUGUUUACGUGAAAUAUUUCCCGCGAUACCUUUAAAUAGUUUCAUUUCCAUAUCUACAGUGUUGAUUAACACAUAGACUCAGUUUAGGACACCAAUUAUGAAGUGUUACAGGCAGUUAAGCUUUAAAGUUAUACUAAUAAAAUGUUUGGAAAUUGGAUUCUUGAAAUACAUGGCAUCCCCAGACCAAGCCCUAUUAAAAAGUUGCAUGCAGCAUACUUAAAAAUAACCCAGUUUGACAGACCUGCAGGUCACUUACAUACCAUUCCACAGUUCAGAUUGAGUGGGCCUUGGAAAACAGCCUCAGGCGGCUCUGCUUGACAUGCCCUCCCUCUCUCACUGGCAUCACAUACUCAGCCACUGGGCUCUCCCAGCGGUCACACAUUACUGACUAAAGAUAUGUAAAUAGAACAUUCAUGUUGCCUUCAUUAUUAGAUGUGGGUCACAGGACAACUUCAAGAGUGCUAAUUAAAAGAGCUCCCUGCACAACAUUGCUUCAUAGUUGCAAACACAUUAUUCAAGCACCGCACUCAUGUUCCUUGCUGUUUCAGCAGUGCGCAGUAAGCUACAUGUUUACUACUGAGUUUUCUCCAAGGGUGAACACUGAGAGAUGCUGUUUUGCUGUUAUAGGCCAAUUAAGAUUGGUUGGGUAAUAAUGGGAAUUAUAAACCUCCUUGCACAUGAAUCAUAUAGAUUUCACAUAGCACAGUUUUCUAUAAUUAUGUACAAAUGAAUAUUUUCUGUGUAGCUAAUCUCCUCUUUUCUUCUCUCAAGAAGAAACAGUGUUAUACAAAAGGAGUUGCUUAGAAACCUCUUUUUUUUUCUUGCUUUCAAUCUGCCUUUGCCUUGAUUUUAGGAUGGAUUUCAUAGAACAUGUGCAGCACACUGAGGUACUUUUGCAACCUCCCAGAGGUUAUCUGCUGGCCCGUGAGGAAAAGGCCACCUGAUCAUUGUCAGAAGAGAUAGAAGACAAAUAGCAGCUCCUAAAUCAUUUGGAAUAAUGAGUGCUGUCACCGUUAAUAAAAGCAGUCAAACCACUCCGCGCAUCCCAACAACGAUCCAGUCCCGCUGCUGCCUAGGUUUUGCAUAAUUGACAAACGAAAUUGUAUAUAGAGUGGUAUUGUGAGAGGACGGGGGUACAGGGGUUCACAAGUGAAGGCAAUCCUUUUUCUUGGGAUGAAUCCUUCUGUAAAGACACCAUUUACAUCCUCCUGCCAUCCAAGCCCCCCCAUUCCCCCCUCUGUCAUGUAAUCUCCGCUCCUCUGACAGCACAGCCAAGGCCCGGUGGGAGAGUGCCUAUCCAUCUCACUACCCCAAUCUGCCUCCCCUGUUUGGUUCCACAUGAGCACUCAGCUGCUGUGACUAAUUAAAUAAAGCGCUGUGCCCUCUGCUUCCUGUUAGCCAUGGCAAGGUUGGUGCACAGAGAUGGAGCGGAGUCGGAGGAGGAAGAGGAGGAGGGGUGCUAAAGGAGUGAGGGGAAGCGAUAACAACAACCAAGGCUGUAAUGAUGCUUUUUCAUGACACAAUAGACAUGAAAGUUAUAUUGAUGCUGACAUGAUCCCAUUUUACAGUCGUUGUAUCUCUCACACAGCUUUAAAUAAUACAGUAUUUGGAGCUCAAGUAUUCAUGACUGUUUGUUUUUUUUUUUUCAGCCAUGACACUGCUGAAAAGCUAAGGCCAGGAGAUUCAAGGUGAGUGUGUGCAAUUUUUAUGUGUCUUUACAUCCACCUUUGUAUUUGAGUGUCGCUCAGGUGUCACUUUUUUUUCCCCCCUUAUCACAACUGCCAUAUACUCUCAGCAGCAUUGCUCUAGAGGACACAGUGUCUCCAGAGGCUCUGGGUAAGUGCUGCUGUAAUGAGGCUAGGCUGCAUUGAUUUAGCAGACAGUCAGGAAUAUAAAGUUUUAACAUUUUGAUUUUUGGAACAACAGGGUCACUGUCUGCUCUGACUAAUCCAUUUUGUUUUAUCUUGCAUGUAAACAAAAAAUAUCAUUCCCUGCUGCAAGAGCGGCACUGAAACCUUUACUGUGCGAUUGCCCUCCUUGUUUUCUAAAUCUGUGCAUAUUCACUGCCAUCCUCAUGAAGUUUUCAAUCUGCCAACUUUAGUUCGUGAUGAGCUGCAGCAGCAGACCAUUCUGGUGUUACAAUGAGGGCCUUACAUAAUAAGGUUAAUAGCACCCUUCUGCUACAUUUAGGCAAUGUGUCACUGCUUUUCUGUGGAUGCUUGGCCAGUCAUGAAUAUUACAUGUAUAUUUCAGCAAACCCCAUUAAAAAAUACCCUGUAGACAGGAGGCAAAGAAAGUCUCUGCCUGAGAUUAUUCCACAUUUGGGAACUGAUUUCAUACACAGCACAUACAGUACAUAUGGGAUACUGUAUUGUGAGUGAAUGAAUAUGCUAAAAAGAAGCCUUAUAGACUGAGUAAGACCCUGACAUAAAGCACAACCACCUGCUCAUAAUACGUUACCCUGCUUGUAACUAAGAAACAAACAAAACACUUGACACAGAAUAUAAAUGUAAACAUGACUUUAUUGAUUUACAAAUGAUUUUCUACACCUAAAAUACUGUCGCUCUGAUACCAUGGUUGGUAGCACUUAUGUGGCAGCAGGUUGUUAUCUGCCUCUUUGCGGUUCACAUUAACAUUAAAAUGACAUCAGCCUGCUCAUUUGCAAUUCAUGUCUGACCGAACGUUCCCCUCAUACAUAACAUUAGACAAAGAGAAAGAGACUACUACAGAGAUAUUUAUGUUGACAUUUCUGUUCCCCUCAGCUCUCUUACUUCUUUAGUAUUUGCAGAUGACAUACCUUUAGACAUAAAUGAUACAGAUAUCACAACUUUCAAUUGAAUUUAAGGUAAACAUUAGACACACGAAUCAAGCUGCUUUAGCGUGGUCAGCAACUGUGAGAGAAAUUCAACAGGUCUGCUGCCGUUGUCUGGAUUGCAGGACAGGAUCUUGCUCUUUGAAAAUCAACCACUAUUGUGAUGGGUUUUUACUAAACAGGAUGAAGAAUAUAAUACAGCUAAGUAAUAAGUAUUGACAGUCAGAAGGAGUACAAUAAGAUUAGAUAUAUGCACUGUAUGACAUUUUGCUCAACAGUAGCAACAUCUACAGGUAAUAUUAGCUUAUAUAGAAAGACACACUCUUCAGGAUUCUGGGAUAGAAUAUGCCUUUCAAAGUCUGUAUAUUGUGUUUUUCAGUACCAUGGACAGCUCCACUUGUAACACGACAGAGGGAGGUUGUUGAAGAGGGGACAAAGAGCUAAACUGAAAGAGACUUUAAAAUUACUUAAUUUUUUGGAUUCAUGUCUUUAACAGGUUUUAUCUGUGUUGGAUGUGUAAAUUGUUUUAAAUAGAGAAUACAUAGUGGGAAUGAAAUGUGCCAGUGCUGUAGCCUUUUCACUAUAUUGGGGGUCUGAUUUGAAUACAUUCUGAAUACUCUUAACAAUAUAACUGAGCAGUUUGAUAAGUUGAUGAUCCACUAAGAAAAAGUAUGGCAGCUGGACAUAGUCGUGUAAAUGGGGAAAUGAAAAGUCCAAAAUGAUAGGAUUAGAUAGGAAGACUGAAGCACAGGAGGUCACUUAAGGAUACACAGUACACUACCGAUGGAAGCAUCACUGACAUUCCAAACCAAGGGUAUUAAUCCUGUUCUACUGCAGCUUGCUGUCUCUGUUGCCUCCUGCUGGGUGCAAGAAAAGGUAGAGGUGGGCAAUUUGCUGCUGUGUGGAUUGACUCUGUCAUGAGUGUCUCCGGGCUGGGGGAGACUGUUCAGUUCUCCCUCUUUUGGAGGCUAUUAACUCCCAAUUUCCUGACCAAAUUAUGUCCAGAAGCUCUUUUUUUUUAACCUAACUUUUUACUUUGACCUAUACUUAAACUUUUUUUUAGGGCUGCCAGUUAAAUUGCAUUUUGAGGAUUGUCACCUGGCCAUCAUUCUUGUGUUGACCUUUCUUUUUCAUGGCAAAAACAGUUUCUCUUGACUUUGUUGGAAUGUUAGAAAACCCGUUUUUCUCAGAGGGGAUGCAUGGAAGUGUAUUUUACCUCACUCAUAUUGUCAGACUGAUUGUUGAUGGCAUGGCUAUAUAACCUUAUUUUUUGUAGUGACUCCACUGCAAUAGCAGGCUGACCUAGACCUAGAGCAGCAGCAGUAAUACAGUGGCAGACAGGCGAGCAUUUCCGAUCUUGAUGGGGGCUGGAGUGCUGGCAGAGGCCCUUGGGGAGAGGAAUGGCACAAUCCCAGCAAUGGCCCCAUAUUCACUCAAGCAUGGCCGGUCUGUGUCAGGUGCUUUAUCCCUUGCUGGACGGAGGUUGCGCACCCCUACAGGUCAGGAAAGCCCAAAAGCUCGGAGCUAUUUUGAGGAUGUUUUGGAGCAAAGCUUCUUUUUUUUUUCUGAUGUGUAAUUUAUCUUUUUUUCUUUCAGUGUAGAUGCUGUGAUAUUUGAUGCUGAUUUGAUGCCUUUAAGAGACAUUUUGGAGACACUUCAUCAAUUUUGAUUUGUCAGAUAUUGGAGAUUUUUGGUCCCUGUGGAGCUGGAGUGAUAACAGGAUGGUGCAGAUAGUCUGUCUUUUGUCAGGAGGAGAUGGAUACCGUUGUUUAUAAAUUUAGAAAAUAGUUAGUGAGUAUCUCCUGCUGUUUGGGACAGUGUCCAAUGAAUAUGACUCAUAAGGUAAACCUGCAUUAUUACAACACACAUGCUUAGACUCAACAGAGUCCUAGGGGCUGAACAGGUUUAAUAUGAUGUGUGUAUUUGAUGUCCUUGUCUGUACAUUUGUUUGUACAGUACCUGCUGUGGGAAGGUAGGGGAGAACAAACUGCUUUACACCGUCCAUGAGUCACAGCUCACUAAUAUCUCACCUCACAUGAGCACUGAGUAUGAGCCGAGACUUUAUCUGUUCUUCGCUGCACCCUUAACUCUUACUUAAAUAACCAGCUGUUCUGUGUCAGUUGUAUGAAUACUUUUAUCACAAGGUUGGACACUUACAGCUUGCUUUUAUUACACUCUGAUUGGUCUUUGCCAUAAAGCCGCAGCGUGCAGGCUGAGUAGUAGAUGAUAGAAGGUCAUUUCCUGUAACUAGCCAAAAAAAAAGUCUGGCCAAGGAGGAGUUAAAUCGAGGAUGUUUAUUGUUACUGUAGCAUCCAUUGACCUUCACUGUGAUUGUUAACGUGAGGUAAUAUCCUGCAAGCAAGCCCCCAGACCUCCCUGCUGCUGAAUCAUCCUGGAUCAAUUAUUCUAAUAUUUGUGUGGCAGUUUAGCUAUCGAUUAAUGCAUUUAUGCAGAGUGCAGCAUAUCUUAUUUAAUAAAGCCAAGCACUGCAUUUAAUUAAGCUGUUUUCGAGUCAGGAGGCACUUUGUUUUCAUAAACCUGGGCCUUAUCAAUACACGUGUUCAUUUGUGACCUGCUCCACCUUUAGUAUGUCAUUACUCGCAGCAGUGCACUGAUAUUAUAGUAAAUGGCUAUUUGAAGCUCAUUCAAUACUUUGUUUACUGUGCUCACCGCUAUGUUACCGUCUGUACAGUCUUAGACUCAAGGUGUGAUCGCAUAAAUACAGCGUGAAGAUCAACAAGUAGGCGACAGCAGAAGUAGAAUUUGAAUUUGUUAAUUUCUUGUCGUCUGUUUUGUUUUUACUCAGCAUUUUUGUAUUAAAGGAAAACUUUGGUUUUGCCUUUUUUUAUGAUGAAUUGCAGAAAUAUCUCCCAGUACAAUACUCCUGUCAAAAAUGUGGAUCAAGGUUCACAAUCUACGUUGUCUUCACGCAUAAUUAAACCAUUAUACAGACCGCCCUGUCUGACAGCUACAAUAACAUGAUACCAUGCUUCAGAGGACCGAGUGAGUCAACUAGUUAUUUCACAAAGUUUUCCUCUUUCUUGUCUUUGUCUUGAGACGGUUGCAUAAGCACAGUGUUUGAAUAAUGCUGGUUCAAGCAACACUUGAAUAAAAAAUGCUGAAUAUCAGUGUUAUUGUUCUUUGGGCACUGAAGUUAAUGCAUUCCAUCACAAAACUGACUCAUCUGACCUAAAAAGAAUAUUAUCUACAAAGAACAUUGUCUAGAGACACAGUACGAUUUCCAAGUGAAAUAUUUUGUAUUCCAUUCUUAGACCUGUGGUCAUAAUCUGCAGUGAUUUUUUUUUAAGACUUUUUUUUUCUUUAUAGCUGUAAAGGGUCAGCAAGGAAUUGUUUUGGCAGGACUUUAGCCUAGCAGGAGAUAGCUAUAAAUGAGGUAUGAAUACAUUUUCAAAGCCCAACAUGAAGAGAAUAAAGAAAUCUCAGGGAGCAGCAGGGACAGACCUAGUCACCCACCUUAACGCUUUAAUGAAUUCCAAUGAGUGCUGAUUACAUUUGAUAAUAGAUUGGCACUAUAUGUGUAAUUAUUGCCACGUAAUGGCCUUCUCCUUAGCUCCACUGCAGAGUUGUGAAAUAUUUACUUAAUCCCCACCCUCAUUAUCACUUUAACUCUGGUCCGCCAUGCCCAGAAUUGAUCCUACUGAUAUGCAUUUUUUUUGCAGAAAUAGCUCCAGGUUUACUCUCUUGCAGAUUUACAAGUAACAUUACAGUGGGGGGUUUAAAAAGGGGGUGAAAUAGGGUGAGAUUUCAAAGAGGAACAUUGCUCUGUCUACCAGAUAUGCGAGGUGGGGGUGUUCUCUGAUGAUUGGAACAGAAAUUUUAUGUUUGAGAAGAGAGGAGUGAAGCAUCAGGAGAGACAGAGGGGGCCUCCUGCAGUACCUCUCUGCUAUAUGUGGCAGGUGAGGCUCGGCAGACGCUGAUGAUGUCAGACAGGACACUUACGUUGGACUCUCUCCAGGGAGAUGUCUUGAAGUGGAGUUUGACUCACCAUUCCAGUAUCUCUGAUCUCUGCAUUAUUUAUGUUUUUGUCUCAGCCAUUUAUCAGCAUUUUUAUACCUCACAGCCUCAUUCUACAGUACAUCUCUGGUGAUGGAAUAGGCUGCAGCAAUGAUAGCCUCUGAGGGAAGCCAAUAACUGAAUAUAGUGGCUCUUAUUGAUAUCAGAAAAGUGUGGAAUGGACAAGUGUGCUGCAUGGCAGUCUCUGCAUACUGUUGAAAACCUUGGCAAACAUCCGAUCGCAUCAAAAUUGUGCUUUGAAAAAUAGAAUAUAACAAGGAAAAUGCUGUGCUGGCUCCACUUUACCUCUAUAUAAAUUUUUUAGGACACAAAACUGGUACCGUGUGUGCUGUGGUUGCACAGCAACUGAAUCACUGAUCAAUGACAGCUAAUGAACACGGCAGGAGUUCUGCUCUGUUUGCCUCUCGACAGAGAGCUGCCUUCUCCAGAGAGCUCCUUCUCUUCUCCUGUUUUUGCCAGAAAAGCACAGGAGCCUUCAUUGAAACCAACUGCCUCUGGGCUCAAUUAACUACCAUAGAGCUCUCAUAAUGCAGAUGAGAGACUGUGUAUAAGAUCAGCGGCAUGGUGAUGUUGGAAAUCACACACAAACGGAAGUGCAUGCUCAAAUUCAGACAACUGGGACAUUAUAAUCCUAAGAUAUGCAAUAACUGAAUAGAUGAUGAAAAAGCUCCAUUAAGAGGGAAUUAAGAAGUAAAAUAAUAUAUUCAAUUCAUCAAUGCUGUAAUGAGAAUUGACAUUAUCGACACGCACAAGCAUGAAUUCUCCGGGGCUACUUCAUGAGGCUCCGAGCACCACAAUAUGAAAGUCUGAUCGACUGAUGAAAGUGGAUAAACAAAGUAAAGAGGCUACUCUAGAUUCAUAUUCACAUGAAAAUCUCUAUUAGGAUGUUUAAUUCAUGUGGACCCAAGCACACCUCUGCUCUGAGUUUGGGCCCCCAGCAAUGGCCUCUGUCAAAACAGUGUCAUCACUUUACAUCUCAUACUCAGACCAAUCACUUUCAGGGUUCCUACCUGCCCGGCAUGUCUUACAAAACAAAAAAACUCAUCUUAACGGUCAUCAAAUAAAAUGAUGUGGGCUGGAUUGGCAGCAGGAUGUUGGAGGCAUUCUGGUGCAUUGGGAGUUUUCCAUCCACAGCCACCAUCCAUCAAUGCAUGUGAUAAAGGUUUAGGUCACAGGAGAAGCCUUUGUAAAUGGAUCCCAGCCUCUUGUUCACAAAGACCACUUAUCAAAGAGAAUAUGCACAGUACUGGAGAAUUUACAGAUGGCACAAACCUAAAUACUGAACAGCCCCCCCACCGUGGUGACAAUAUGCUAAACAUAUUUCCUACUGAAUAGUGAGGAGUGGGUUUUGUUUGUAUCUUUCUGAAGUAAACACAUUGAGAAGCAGCACGUGCACAAAUAGAGGAAAAGAAACCUGCGCGAUACUGAAUGCUAACUAAUUGCUCCAGGCUUUUUGGUUUUUCCUCCCAUCAACAGAGUGAAUUUACUAAUGAGCUAUGGAAGAACUUUAUCAAACAAGCAAAAUAAAUCAUUAAAAAUCAAGAGCUGUGGAGACACUUCAGGUUUUUUUGUCUUCUAAAUGAAGUUCACGCGUUGCUUGUUGUGUUUUUUUUUGCACACAGCAAUGCUGUAAAUAACAGUGCAUUACAAUUUGACCUUUAUUUCACAAAUUCUAAUUAAACUCUGAUCUUUAAUUUUCUAAUGAUGGGCAUUAUCUCAAAUUACCUGAGUAACCAGCUCUCUUUGUAUCCCUAACAGCUGUCGGCAUAUAAAAUGCCCCUAAAAUGGGAAGUAGAGUUUGGUUGUGAAUCCACAGCUAAGUCGUGCGUCGACCUCUGUGCAUACCUAAAGAGUGCAACCAAGGCUAAAAGUACUAUCAUUGAUGAAAACAGGUCACAGUCUUUCAGCCAAUCCUGUGUCUGCACAGUUCAGCUGAUAGGGUGACAGUCACCUUCAUGCAGCAUCAGUCACCAGCACAAGUGGAAGACAGUAGCUCAGGAGGGACGUCCUCCCGUGACUCUUAAUAUUCAUCCAGACGAACGUACUGGGAAGAUAAGUGUUAGAGGAUAAAUAGUUGACUCGCCUUUUGAAAUUGCAGACAUCCCGGUGUGAGCGCUGAAUAAAUUGUGACUCUUUCUUCUCCCUUCCUUCUACUUUUCUCCUGAGAUUGAGUCACCUCACCUUCAGGGUUUACACCGGGAGUCUCUUCAAAUGAUCCUUUAGACUGGAGUGAAGGAUCAAGAUUAAUGCACCUCCAUGUCCCACCCAGGCUCCAGGGGGAAAAAAAUCCUAUAAUUAACACCAGGGGGGUUGUAGGCUGCUUUUGGAGGUCAAGGGUGGGGUACCUUUACCAUGGAAGAAGAGUUUACCAAGGUGUGGGAUUUUUUUUGUGUGAAAUGUUGCACCAGCUUCUGGAUAACAGGUCACUGAGUGGCCCGCUCAACACUGGGGAUCAUUAGAAAAGUGGAGGAACCUAUAUACUGCUGCAUUAUUGGAUCUCACAUGCUCUCUUUUCAAAAACUUGAUCAAUUUUGAAAACUUAAGAGACCCCAAUGAUGACUGAUUGUUUCUAUAGCGUGUGGUGUGCCACAGUACUUUAAACAAAGUAUAACAUAUGUAAAAACACUUUUUAACAGCAGCUGAAGUAAGAAAUAAAAGUUCGCUUGUCAAAGAUGAUUAGAGAGUAAGUCAUGUUAGACACACACACACACAGAUAAGGAUUUCUGAUCCUAAAUACCAAACAUGUUUAAUAUUUAGGAUUUGGGGUCAGAGCAACUCUCAUCAUCUUCUGUGUAGAUCAGAGGGAAGAAAAAUCCUCCUUAGUUCACUUCACACCACAGAAUAAUCUGGAAAGAUAAUCUUUGGAACCAUCCGAUAACCGGGCCUGUCCUGACUUUUGUUUGACAGAGGGGAUCUCGCCCACAAUCAGCACAAUUAUCUUCUAGUGUGUACCCCGCUUCAGGUAGCUGACCGACAGCAGAAAAUCUAAACUUCUGUAUAGUUAUUAUCUGGCCCACUCUGCUCAACAUUUGUGAAAAAUACGAAUAAAGUCAGAGAUAACAGAGAGCGAAUGGGUGGAUAUGCAAAUUAGGGUCCCACAGACAGAGAGACAAGGUGAGCAGGGCCCCAUGGAGCGGAGGGGUGUUACCUUUAGCCUGCAGGGUAAACUGAAAUUAAGAUUAAACAAAGCAUUUUAAUUCAAGGUUAAAUCAAAACAUUAGCCUGCUUAUUUGUCAUAACUCACAUCGAACUGAACAUUACCAUGAAACAUCACCAAGGUAAUUUCACCAAGGUGAGAACAAAUUCAAGUUCAAGACUCCUUCAUUUACAUGAAUGGUAACAACCACUGUUGCCAAAGCAAAUUAUCUCAAACUUUUAAUGACUGUUAAACUCAAAUACAAAAAACAACCUGUUACAGAUAUUUAUGUUGACAUCUUUGUCCCUGUUUAUCUCUCUUUCUUCUUAGAGCUGCACCUUCAUACAUCAGUUUGACGGAUGUCUCAAAGUAAUUGUUGUUGCUAUUAUCACCACUGCAGAUGAGUUUAAAAAGUGCUGGAAGCCUUUUACGUGGAUGAAUUUGAUAUGACAUGUGUUCAAGUUGUCACUUUUGUUGUUGAGAAAAAAAAAUGUUGUUAUGGGAUAUUGACCAAUCAAAAUGAAGUAUUUAACACAGGCUGGUGAUAAGUACGAAAGCCCACGCAGGUGAAAUCAGAAAUCUGUUGGUCUGUAUCUCAACUUUUAAAGCUGUCAUUUGCGAGACUGAGUGUCUCAUUUAGAAAAAAAGUGUUUGUUUGCAGGCUGUGCAUGCUCAUUAAAAUACGAUAAAAGCAUUACACCCCUCUUUAAAUGUCACUUCAGGUCUAACACUGGUAGAUACAUCCACAGUAAGGAAAUUAGUGCUAAUUAACUUAAUAGUAAGGAGAAUGUUGACUGCAGCACAUCAUUUUUAUACAACCUCCCCUUGUUUAUCAAAACUGAGAUUCAAAUGAAAGAUAACUUUUGCACAGCAUGGACUUUGCUGCCUGACAAAAACAGUUGUCCUGAAUUGUGCAUGUGUUUCAGUUUUUAAUAUUCUUGCAAGAGCACAACACUAAAUAAGAAAUUUCUGAGAGCUGUGAGCUUUGUAAUGUACAUACAGCCCACAGUGAAAGAUCACAGCAGUGCUGAAACAUGCUGCUGUUACAACAUGAAACGUGCUGAGAUAGGGUCAGAAAUUAUGGUAACACUUUAUUUGAUGCACUAAAACGCAUUAUAAAUAUAUGUAUAAUGUGUUAUAAUCAUGUUAUAGCCCUGUAUAACUACAGUUAUAAACGCUCAUAAAUGAUCAUAAUGCUUUAAAGCAAUAUUCAUAAUGUGUUAUAACUGUUAACAACUCACUGACAAUGCCCACAUAGAUAAUGCAAUGCAACUGUUGUAAACAGUUAUAACACAUAAUACCUGACCUUGUAAGUCAUGAUAAAAUGCUUUAUAAUGUGUUUUGAUUACUGCUUUAAAGCAUUAUGAUCAUUUAUGAGUGUUUAUAACUACAGUUAUACAGUACUAUAACAUGAUUAUAACGCAUUAUACAUAUAUUUAUAACGGGUAAUAGAGAUAAUAGAGAUAAUAGAGAUACUUGUCAAAUAAAGUGUUACCAAAAUUAUAAUAAUGACCUGAAAGGGUCUUUAAUGCACAUUUUAACAGGGUUUAGAAUCAGAAUCAGAAUGACUUUAUUGAUUCCAAACUGGGAAAUUAUUGUGUUUCAGCACCAUUGUACAAGUGAGCCAGAACAAUGUAAUAUAAGAAUGUAAAAAAGACACCUAGUAAGAAAUUACCUAAAUAUAAAAAUAUAACAAUACAUACAUCAAAGAUUUCCUUUAUACUUUCUUUACAGAAUACUGACUUUAAUUUGUAGGCUUAAAGACACAAAUGUUUUUGUGUCCCUCUAAUGGGACUGGAGGAUUUCUCCUUUUGUUGCUUGACUCCAUCACAUGUCACAUGGUUUGUGAAGCAAUAGUGAUUAGUGCACUGUCAUCAGUAAAUGUAUAACAUUUGUAUCUGAUCUGGGUGCCGUAGUCAUCCAUUUAUCGCUCCCUAUUUGAGAUAUUUUCAUCUUGGUUUAUCAGCCAAACUACGCAAAGACUUGAUGUUAUUUCAAAAGGAGAUAUGUGUAGGGCUUUAGCUGAAGCAGCAUCUUCCUGGAGGUUGUUAGCAUAGGUUUGCUCAAGCCUCAAAUAUUUUCUGCAAAGCCACAAAUCUGCAGUGUUCACUAGUGUGUCAUAUUUGGCUGUGAGUCAGACUUCACUGCGACGGCGAUUCCAUCUUUAUUCAUUUUGAUCAUCAGCUUUAAGUUAGUUAUGGCAAUUUCCUGUGUCACUUUUGUUUAUGCGACUGGCUUGAUUUAGGAAGAUGGGGCUGGAGGAAGAGAAAGACAAUAAAAUACUUAACCUAUUUUGCUGCGCACUUACACACAGUUAACUUGAAGGUUAUGUAUUUACACGCUUGGUUACGCCUUAUAAUAACAGCCUCUUCCAUUUCUUCCCACGCUGAUGAUACUAACUGCUAUUUAAAUAUAUCCCACAACCCACCAUUUUGUGUCCUGCAGUUCCCAGGGGAUCAUACGUCCGAUGCAGCCCAUUACUGUCUAUUGAAUGUUAUAAAUGCAUCCAUAAAAGAUCUGUCCCCACUACAAGCAGUAUGCAUUAUGCUCUAUAAUUAUUCAUCCUUGCACCGAGAAAUUGUCAUGGUGUUUUUGAUCAUCUGGUAAUGAUCUUAAGUAUCACCAAGGUUUCGCUGCUUCCUCAUUAUCCUGAAUACCUCUCCAAGGUUAUUCCCAAACAUUUGCUUUCAUUUCACUAUCCCUGGUGUUUAUCUUUGAUAUGUGCUCUGAUUAUUUUUUGUUUUGCUGUGUCAAAAAAUAGCAGGCCUGCUGUUUUAUUGUAGUUUUGAUGUUUCAGGAAUACAGAUUUUUUUUUUUUUAAAGGCAGGCAGGUUACAGGCAGAGAGAAAUAGAGGAUGGCACUCACAUUUGGAUGUAAAUGAGGAAAGAAAUGGGCACAGUGUAGAUUUCCAAUCGUUCAUUGGAUUGAAUCCACUGUGCCGCUGUGUCUUUCACGUGAACAAUCUCUUAGAGCCGGGCUAAAUUAGUGUUCAAUCUCGUGUACCUGCUGUAAAUGAAUCUGUCCAUCAGCCUUGUGUCUGAGGUGCUGGAGUGGAGGAACGGUUCAGCACUGACACGGCUGCUUUGGAUUCCCGGGGAGAUUGUAAGACGUGGUUAUGUUAAACGUUAAAGUUUGAGUGAACUUUUUUGAUUUUCAAAGUUCAGAAACCCUGUUACCUCGAUUACUUUUUUAACAGACUGGUCUUUUUUUUCUUUUUUUUUUUUGGUAUUUGGAAAAUUACACCUAUUGUACUGUAGAUGCUCAUCUAUCUGUUUAACUCUACCUCUGACCUCUAGACUCAACUGCAUAACUCCUAUUUAAAACACGGGUGCUCAGACCUCCCAGGGCACCUAAGGACAGGUUUAAAUAUGAUGAGAAAAUGCAUGUGUGAAAAUUGUGUCGUAUUCAUUUGGCUGAUGGAUGAGUCGCCAAGUUGAAUUACCCUCUGACAUGGAGAAAAUGGGAGCCAGACAAUGUAGCGCAGCUCCGUAAAAUAGAUAUUCUUAUUUGAGGGACCGUUUAUGAAGAAACCUAUCACAAAGAGUGGCAGGUUUUAUUUCUGUUCCAGACUUCUCCUGUUUUUUUUUUUUUUACUUUUACCCAUGCAUCAAGGACUUCAUGUUGAGUUUAUCCACAUCACAGCAGCCUGUCAUGUUUUAAAAUAUAAUAAAAGAGAUGAUAAUGAGCAUCAAUUAAAAGGGAAGACAAGCUGCUCUCCGACAGAACUAUUUCUGUAUUUCCUGUGAUGAAAUAUUAGGACAGACACUCUGAGAGCUUCAAACAUUGAGUGCUCUCAGUCAAAGUUAGGCUUAAUCUAAUGUAGCUUCCUGACAGCUAGAAACAGUACAGCUGAGGUCUUAAUGGAACACAGAGCAUGAGCAGAAGUCCCACUGAUAUGAGGCAGAGAUUAUCAGCUCCUCUCAGGGUAUUUACGGUGGAUAUCUCACCAGGAAACAGGAAUUAAAAGAUCCAUCCUAAGUCCGCUGUUUUCAUUAAGAAGUCCAGUUGCCUGCAGAUAUAGCUGACUGACUUGAAUAAUGUAUCUAAAAACUCAACCUCCGAGCGUAUAGCCAACUAUUUUGCCUUUAAAGGCUUCAAGUAGGAGAGCUUCAUGUGUGACAUAAUUAAAUUCCACCCGAGUUAAUUCAAACUGUUUAAUGAUGCAGGGAGAACAAUUUCUUUCGCUGUGCUAGCAGUGGGGUGGUCCAUAGGGGCUGCGAGUGAGGAGAGGCAUUAGAAGUUCACUUGUGAUACAGAGAGGAGGAUGACUAGAUGAAGAGAGACUUGAAGGUUGUAGCAUCCUUGGAAACACAGCAUCCUGUUUGGUUGAAUGUUUAUUUAAUAAUGCAAAACUAGCUGUUUUUUCUGUUGUUUUCUCCACUUUUUUUAAACUUUUGACAGCUUAAUUUGUCUUUGCCGCUGAUAAAGAGUGUUGGGAGUUAUUAGAAGUAUGCAUUUAAGGCCUUUUCUUACCUCUGCUUUGCUUUAGUGAUUGGGUUAGCUUUUAUCCUGACCAGCCUGCAGAGUUUCAUUAUUUCUCAAAGCUAAUAACCUCUCCCACUGUGCUCACCCUGACAUGAUACACAUUGUGUUUUUGUGUCUUUUUUCCAGGAGCCAGGGCCAGGCAGCAGGUAGAAGAUGAGUCUGGCGCGUAUAAUCCCACUCCACCUAUCCAUCAACCUGGAGACUAUUUCCAGCAUCCCCCUACAGAAUGUCAAAGCCUCGCUGAGCGGAAGAUGAGUCCAUCAUCUCCUUUCUAAGACUUUCCCUCGAGUUUCCAUCAAGAACACAUAAACACAUCAUGUGCCAUUAUGUCCUAUCGCCCUCCCUCCCUCACUCUCCUUUUUUUUUUAAGUCAAUGGAAAGGAGGAGGGGGCAGCGGCAGUGAGUGAAUGCAGUUGAGUGCGGUAUGCAAAAGAGGAGCUGUGUUUGAAACCUACAGGAUGUGACAGGAUCCUUUCACUGUCGCUGACAUCACUCUGCAUGGGUUGUGAUGGGGCGUGUACCAGAGAUCUCCUGUCUAAUAGGAAGUGAGACACUUAAAGAGAUGACCCUGCCUCAGCCGCCAUCACUGUCUCUCUACGAGUGGGAGAGAGAGGAAGCCUGGCUCUCCCAUUACUCCCGCACUUGCUAAUUAGCGUCUGUCAGUGGAGUAACUUGUACCUGUCAGUGUGUGCUGCUCUCCUAUAUUCACUAACUUGAGGGGAUUGAAAUUGAAUGCCAGCUAAGCUCCAACAAACUGCAAAUUGUGCAUGGGAUACACCCUGAUUUCCUUCCUGACCUGACAGCCUUAUAUGUAAGAAAUUGUUUUUAAUGAACGAGGACUAUCUCUGCUCUUUUUCUUUUUUUUUUUUACUCCUCGUGUGGGAUGUUGUAUCUCUUCAUGCUCGGGGCUGUACAGGUUGUUUUAUUGCUUUCUUUUUUAAGGUACCGGAACAAAUCCCUGUGCCAUAUGUCCAUGUAUGAAUGCCAAAGUCACAUAACCCGGUGCCAAUUUACAUUAAAGAGACAUGGAGAAACUG
Messenger RNA from Xyrichtys novacula (pearly razorfish), 74863 nucleotides. The record is from the annotation of a GenBank genome assembly. Lineage: Eukaryota; Metazoa; Chordata; Actinopteri; Labriformes; Labridae.